AUGGUCCUUGUAAACCAGAAUAACACAGUAGAAAGUGUGCCUCUAUGCCUAAAUUGCACACAUCAUGUGGCCACAAUUAAUAUUUCCAAAGCAGUUGUGGUCGGGGUUAUCUUUGGAGGUUUCAUAAUAUUUGGAGUUCUGGGGAAUAUUUUGGUAAUUCUGUCUGUAGCCUGCCAUCGACAUCUGCAGACUGUCACACAUUAUUUUAUUGCCAACCUGGCCGUGGCUGACUUACUCUUAAUGUCCAUGGUGCUUCCCUUUUCAGCUACCUUUGAGAUACAAGGAUAUUGGCUCUUUGGUCGCAUCUUCUGCAACAUCUGGGCAGCUGUGGAUGUUCUUUGUUGCACAGCUUCCAUAAUGAGCCUUUGUGCCAUAUCUAUUGAUCGGUACAUAGGGGUUAGUUACCCUCUAAGGUACCCAAGCAUUAUGACUGAAAGGAGAGGAAUUCUUUCUCUGCUUUGCAUUUGGGUUUUAUCCCUAGUCAUCUCAGUUGGACCUCUGUUUGGCUGGAAGGAACCAGCACCAGAAGAUGAAACAAUCUGUGAGAUAACAGAAGAGCCAGGGUAUGUGAUCUUCUCAGCUUUUGGAUCCUUUUAUUUGCCUCUGACUAUCACCCUGGUGAUGUACUUUCGAGUCUAUAUUGUGGCCAAACGAGAGGGCAAAGUCUUAACCCGUGGGAUGAAGUUUGAUAAGUCAGACUCUGAGGAAGUGACUUUGCGCAUCCAUAGAAAAAGCACCCCAGAAAGCAUCAAUUGUACACCUAGCUCAAAGCACAAGACUCAUUUCUCGGUGAGGCUUCUCAAGUUUUCCAGGGAAAAGAAAGCAGCGAAGACAUUGGGAAUAGUAGUAGGAUGUUUUGUGUUGUGCUGGCUCCCAUUCUUUCUAGCUAUGCCAAUAGGUGAGUAAAACCUAUUCUCAUUACAUGUUUUGAAUUAAAGGUUUUAGCAAAAUGGUUUAAGUACUUUACCAUUAUUUAUUACACUGAGAUCGCAGUUUGUAGGCUCUUUGAAAAGAUAAAGAGAUAAACACAAAUGUUUAUUUGGUAAAAUGUUUUUUUUUAGGUAAGCUGUGCCUUGUUUACAAAACUCAAAAUGUUAUUAAUACAUUAACCCCUAAGGACCAAGAACAGUUGAUGCUUUCCUCAAAAUCUGGCUCCUGGGCAUGGAAUACCAUGAGCAGUUCUGAACAUCUAUGAUUUUGCUGAAUAAGUGGAACACUGCAUUUUGAUAGUGGGUCUUUAAAAUCACAAUAGAUUGUUGUGGUGGAAUUCUUCUAGAUUUGAUCCACAAAGGGCUAAAUAAGUAUUGUAUAUUAGAAACAAAUAUUUUGCAGUGCAUUUACUUGUUUUAGGGAGGAGAGUUGUUCAGCGUUCAAUAGUUUUACAUUGUUUUUGCAUUGUACUCCUUAAUAAAAGGGAUACUUUAGAGCUAGGAUUACAAAUCUGUAUUCCAAGAACUAUACUUCCCUUAGCUUACCACCCACCCACCCCCCCACACACACUUCCUCCCACGAUCUCACUCUGCACUGGUACUCGACCUCCUCCAACAUGUGGUGCUAUUGCACAUGCGUCGCAAGCAUAUUAGGCCGACCCCACAGGAAAGCAUUGCUGCAAUGCGUUUCUAUGGGGUUUUGCAAAGCGUGAAGAUGUCCAGCAUCAGAUGCCAAAAGUCACCUAGAAAGCAGGAAGUGCCUUUAGUGACUGUCUGAUUCACAGCCACUAGAGGCAGUCUUAACCUUGCCGUGUAAUUAUUGCAGUUUAUCAGAAACUGCAAUAAUUAACAUUGCAGGUUUAAGGGGAGAGGGUCCCUACACCCAGAUCCCUUCAAUGAGCUGAAGUGGUCUGGCUGCCUAUAGUGUCCCUUUAAGAUGGUUUUCCUUCUAACAAGGAUUUAGGAUCCUGGUAAAACAUGAAAACAAUAUCAUAAAACAACUUAGUAUUUUUUUUAUUUGUAAAAAAAUAUUUUUUUCAGUGGAGUAAUGUAACAUGUAUGUCCCUUUUCUUGUGUACAUUUACUAGGGGAAAAACUCUAAACACAAAGCAAACUGUGCAAUAAAACAAUAAGCAUUUUAAACUGUGUCCCAUUAUAAAUGUUACUGAAUGUAAGUUUACCAGAGAGAGUCUUAUGUAGAUAUGUAGAGCUGAAUUGAAUUAAUAGGUAACAUUUCAGAAAAAAAUGUUACAGACUAAGCAAUACGGGGAAAGCAAAUGUCUGCUUUUUUCAUGAAUGUGUAUAUACGGUAUUACUUUCAUUUUCAUUGUGAAAUGAAAUUUAGUCCAUAAAGCUUCACUUACUUUCGUUUAUACUCUAGGAAUGAUUAGCAACUCGUGGAUGCUACAUUGGAAUGAAUUUAUUUGCCACGAACCCAGUGCACCUAUUUAUUUUUUGAAAUGAAUAGGGGGAGGCUGAGAUUUAUUGCACAUUAGAAGUCAUUAAAGGAAGCUUCAAAUAUCAUACCAUUCCUACAAUCAUAACUAGCUAUUGUUUUCAAAAUAUAUGUUUUCACUGCAUUUAGUGUAUGUUGGCAUUAUGCCAUUCUUUACACUGUGUUACUUCACCAUUUUAUUAAGCUACUUUUAUUUAUCUCGUAUAUUUAUUUUUGCCUUUUUACUAAUAUUUCAGACCCUGUGUGAAAAAUUGCAAGAUAAAGGAUAAUGAAUAUGAUUUAAACGUUUUCAUUCCCUCAAUAUUUCUAUAAAAGAUGAGCAAAUAUAUGAAAAAUAAAGAUUAUGUAAAUUAAUAUAAUGUUAAUGUUCUAUAUACAAAGUAGCUAUUUUAUCAUACAUAUGUUGUAGCUGUGUUUCAAAUAAAUGUUAUGCUAAUAUUUUUGCAAAGGUAAGUGCUUGGUAGUGAAGGAGUUAACAUCCCAUUUCUCCAUGUAAUAUUUUGCAGCCUCCCAUCUAGUUUUGGCAGGUGAUGUCACAGAAAGAACCCACCCAGACCACUUUCCAAACCCUGCAUUAACCAAUGAUCUUUUUGUUAUUAAUAUCUAUUAAAGGUCUCUCUGGCCAGGAAACACCUAGGACAUGGCAAGAAUUUAACGUGUACAAGUUUUUCACCGAUGAAUUAAUUAAAUGAUAUAUCUAAUUUUUUUGUGUCCCACACAAACCUUGUCUGUCACACAGCAUAUGUUGUCUUUUAGGGAGAAAGUAUUGUCAAGAGAAGAUGAAAAAGAAAAUUGUUCAUUUUGAAUUCCAUUUAUUUUAUCACAAUUUUUCUGCAGAUAUUUAAAGGAACACUGCAAUAGUAUAAAUAUAUAAUUUGUUUACAAUACUGGAGUGUUAUAAACUGUAUUUAGAUUAUAGGGUCCCUUUUUUCCUGUAAAAUAAAAGGUUACAUAUCUCAAGUCCAAUGGUGAGAGGGUCUUCUCAACACGCCCUUCUCCACCCCCUGAUACUUUUUUUGUUUUUGGCACACGAACUUAUAACAAAGAAAUUCUCAUGUGUAUUUUGUAAAGUUGGUGUGCAGCUAUUCCUGUACAAAGUUUUAUUUUGUGUUCAGUUACAUCUGCUGAGUAAAAUGACACCCCCAUUGUAUGUCUUUGUCACUAUUUCGUGAAGUUACAGUGCCAUAUAGGAGGCCUGUUCUUUUCAGUAUUCACAUAAGGUGCAUAUUGUGCCUUAACAUGCCCCCAUUUUUUCACCAAUAUAUGCUAAAAAAAAAAUUUGUGCGUUUUUUACAUUUUUUUUAUGGAUUGCAUUUUUGCUGGGCAUUUUGUAUAUUUCACAUGUGCCACUAAGUUCAAACCCCCAAAUUAUGCUCGGCUAAGUCUUCUGAGUAAAAAGACACCCACAGUGAAUGUCUUUGGCACUAUUUUGUGAAGCUACUUUGCCAUAGACCAAGCCAUAUCAGUUUUUACCGAACUUUGAAUUUUGACACUGGGCCUAUGUGCAAUUUCCAAGCAUCUUAGCAGGGUUUAAAUUCAAAUUACCCCAUAAAGGCUUACCAUUUCUUAAAGUAGACACCCCAGGGUAUUUCAAAAGGUAUAUUUUGAACCUUAGCGUGAGAUCAUUUUUCCGCUAGCUUGUACCAAGUGUAGUGGUAAUAAGUGUUUUAUCUGCCUUUUUGACACACAAAGUGAGUUUGCACAGUAUAUUUUGCAAACCUUAUGUGUGCUAUGACUGUAUAAUACUUCAUAUGUUGCUCAGCUAUGUCGUCUGAGUACAGCAAUACCACCGUAUGUACCUUUGCCAGGUAUAUGUGGAUGUUGAAGGGGCGCAUUUGAGACGCAGCCAUUCAGUUUUUUUCUAACUUUGAAGUUUUACGCUGUGUCCAUGUUCCAAUUUGGAGUAGUUUAGACGGUUGGUUAUUGAAACUUCCCCACAAACACAUACUAUUUAUUAAAGAAUACACCCUGGGGUAAUUCAAAAAGCAUAUUUUGAACCUUAGCAUGGGAUCAUUUUUACUCUAGUUUGUUCCAGGUGUAGUGGUAAUGAGUGUUUUUCAAUGUAAUUUUACUUUUUUACACUUUUUUACUUUUAAAAACUAGUUUUUAAACUUUUGUUUUGCUUAUUAAUGUUUUUUAAACUUUCCUAAACUUUCUUAAAACUUUUUUUUUACAGAUUUAACAUUUUUCUAAGCUUUUUUUUUUUACCGUUAACCCCUAACUAGCAGUAAGCAGCACUAACAGUAAAUUCACCAUUUCCCUAUAACUCCCACCCACCCCAGCUAGCAAAAUAUAUAAUUAUAAAAUAUUUAAAUUAAUUAAUUAAAUAAAUUGAACCCCUGAGGGUUAAAAAAUAAAUAAAAAUUAAUCCUCAGGGGUUAAAAAAAAAUUAGAUCACAGUAUAAUACUGUGAUCUGUAUUUUGAUCACUGUAGGCAGUGAUCGACUGGCAGGGAAGGGGUUAAUUUUUAUUUGGACUGGGUAAAGGGGGGUGUUUUUUUAUUUUUUACUUAAACGUUAUUAAAACUUUCUUUUAGCUUAAAUUUUUAACUUUUUAAAGUUUAUUUUAAAACUUUUUUAACCUUAACCCCUAGUUAGCCUAACACCAAAUCCCCCAAUUCCCCAUUAACUUCCACACACCCCAGCUAGCUAAAUAUAUAAUUUAAAAAUAUUUAAAUUAAUUAAUUAAAUAAAUUUAACCCCUGAGGGUUAAAAAAAAUAAUAAUUAAUCCUCAGGGGUUAAAAAAAAAAAUCAGAUGACAGUAAAAUGUAAUCCCUGCCAAUUGAUCACUGUAGUCAGUGAUCAAUUGGCAGGGAAGGGGUUAAUUUUUAAUUAAAAUGAGUAAAGGGGAGGUGGGAUUUUAAAUAAACGUUAUUUUUAUUUUUUUAACAGGGGGCAGGAUCAGCACUGUUCCAGCUCCCUGCACUUCACACAGAACCAGGAAAUGCAGGGAGGCGGAAGGUAAGUAUACUAAGCACAUGUGCUCGCUCUGACAUGCUGUCAGAGCGAGCUCAUGUGCUGGGGCAGCACUAUCGGGUGCUCCCGGUCUGCCUCUAAUACAGAGGCAGACUGGAGCACCAUUAACCCCGCGAUCGAUGCAAUAGCGGCAAUCCGGGGUUAAUUUUAACGGGUGACGGACAAGCUCCGUCACUCGUCGUUAUGGCAAUCCCCUGAGUGACACUCGUCGUUAAGGGAUUAAAGACCUUUUACCUCAUAGUAACAUUCUCUUUUCUGACAAUCUUUACUUAUAUAUAUAUUAGUCAUGUUUCUAAAAGAAUACAAAAUACAGAGCAAGGAAAACAUGUGCAAGCUGCUUAGUAAAUGAGGAUUGAGUCAACUACAAAUAAAUGAGUAACCAAAGGCAAAGGAAAACACAUAAGAUUAGCGUAGGGUAUGUUUUCUAAUAGCUGCAUAUUGUGAGUUUCCAUUUGGCAAUACUGCCACCGGACACAUGAUGCUUGGGAGGUAUGACCGUUUUACUGUUUUCUGUCAAUACAAUUCUGUAAUGAGGCCCAUCGUAAUUGUAAGCACAAGGCUAAAUGGGCUCUUAUCCCAGCCAUGUUAAGGGCCAUAGUCUGUUUCCAGAGGGCUGGAAUCAACACCCUAACUGCAUUUAGAAAUGAUUAAUCAUGGAUUUCUGAAAAUUAGAUAUAUGGAUUGGAACAUGGUUAAGUAACAAGGCAGCAAGCACAGUAACAUUCUAACCAAUUCUGGUCUGCACACACAAUAUGUGUUUAUUUAGGCAAUAUGUUAUUCAGUAUGUCACAUAAAAAUCUUUCCAACAACUCAACAUUUUUAGCAAUAAAUUACAGAGUUUAUGUUAAUAUAAAUUCUGAAAAUCCAGUGCAGUUAAUUUUCCAUCUUUAAACAAAACCGUAAAUAGUUUUGUUUGCAAGAAUAAAGCAGAUGCUUCUGAGCACCAUAGUUUUCAGAUGCGACCUAGCUAAUACACUGUGCCAGGUGUUCUUUGAGGAACAUUCUGUAACAAACCCCAACCAGAUGGAACAGACCUAUUAUUUUAAAAUGCAUUCAUUGAUUCUUCAUGCAGUUGUCUCCUUCGUAAUCCCAAGUACCCAUCUGUUGAUUCAUCCAGUGGUAAGACAUUUGUAUCUCAGCAUAAUUAGCUGUUAUGUAUGGGGAUAUAUUCUUCUUUGUACACAGUUUUGUCCAAAAUCUAUCCUUUUUGCAGCUUGCAGGAGCCAGUCAUUAAUUUACUGAGCGCUAAUAGUCCAUAUAAUCUAAAAACAGGGCAAUGAGGUGAGACUAAAAGUGGAAGAGUAUAUAAACUUAAAUCAAUGUAUUAGUGUUUCAACGAUGGCUGCUAGGGUGAAAUGAGGUAAAAAGCUCACAUGCUCAUGCAGGAGAUCCCUUGCAGCCACGAUUGAUUAGAAACUUUAGGAAAUCGCCCUUAAAAAAGUCAAUACUUGAGAAGUGAAAUGGAUUCCUAAAAGUAAUUAGAAAGUGCAUAAAAUAGAGUCAGUUUGUUGUAAAAGUAGAUCAAUAAUAGGAAUCUUAAUUAAAAUUUGCUCACAAGUCAGGCUCAAAAGUAAACUGAAACAUGUUAACUCUUUCCUUGUGUUAGGACCUGCUAUGCCAUCCUAAUGCAGUUAGGUCCCUCAAACACUCACUCUCUUCGCCGGAUCCAAUCAGAGGGACUGCAUGAUAACCGAGGCAGUUCCCCUGCAUCCAAUUCCGCCAAUCCGAGUCAUGUGAUUGACAGAUUGACUGCAGGGGACUGCUUGGGUUGUCAGGCAGAUUCCAAAACAUAUAAUUAAUAAAAUAAAAUAAUUAUGUAAAAAUAAAACUUAAAUAUACACUAAGAAUUAAAUUAUAUAUGUGUGUGUGUGUUUGUGUAUAAAAUCCAUUCUACACUAUACACAAAAUCCAGUGCACUCAUUCAUUCACUAAACAGCAACUUUCUUACGCUUUUAUAUUUUACUCAUUUAAAGCUUCAUAUAUAAAUAUUUGAUGUGAAAUGAAAUCCCUGUUUCUCCUGAAGAAAACGAUAUAUAACUGUAGGAGCACUUAAUAUGAAAACAAGUGAAUUAUGAUUGAACAGACAUUCAGAUCAAAUCUCAGGUUUUGUUUUGGUUCAGAACUUGUACAAUUGCCUCUGUCCUUAAGGGGUUAUUUGAAUCCUUUUAUUUAGCCUAUGUCUAUGUAAAGUUCAAGAAAAUGCAAAUACAGUAUAGGUAAGGUGAUUUAAGAAAAGGUUACUAGCAAUUUCCAUGGAGUAACAAUCUCCAUUAAAAAAAAAAAAAAAAAAAACAACAAGAAAAAAUCUCCAUGGAGUAACAAUCUCCAAAAAACAAAACAGCAAAAAAAAAACCCAUUAUUUUCCAUGGUGACUGCUACAUUUCUAGAACUUUGGGAAUCUUUCUAUUAGUGGUACUUUGCCCCAGUGAAUACAGGAUGAGGCCAAAGCUUAGCUCAAUGGACCUAACUGGAUUUUCCUGCAAGGAGUAUCCAGAAGCAGGGGAUGCAGGUCUGGAUGUCCUUCAAAAUCCAAGUUGUCAAACUUUUCUAAAGCAGCUUGACAAAUUACACUGAUAACUACCAGGGCACUUCUGACACCAUAAAUACAAGAGGUUGUGUCUCUUUAACUGCAAUUUUACCUCUGUAGGUGUGCAGUUAUUGUCUUUUAUGUAGUGUGUGUAUGAGAAUAUGUAUGUAUGUGUAUAUACAUGCAUACAUUAAAACCAAAGCUUUAAAAAAAAAAAAACAUGGAACAAAACAAUAUAUAGUGAAAUGUUGAAAGAAUCUUAAGUGACAGAUAUUUUAUUGAAAUCCAUUUUACUUUUGUAUUUGGCAGAUACGAAGUGACACCUUUCAAGUGGUUAAUGGAAACAGCAUAAUAAAUUGCCAUAAUUCACACAAUAUGUUUAUUGUACUACAUGCUAACUUGGGAGUAGGGUUGACUGCAAAAAUACCGGCAAUGCCAAGGUCGGUAUUUGUCUCUGACGAGACUCUGGGAGAGUGGUGAGAGAAAUGGAGCCAUAAUAUCCACCUCCAUUAUACAUAACACAAUGCUAUACACAAAUAUUAACACACAGAAUGACACAGUAUACACACAACGACAAACACACUCCACACACAUACACAUACUGACACAAACAUUCAGACACAGUACGCACACAUCGCUAUACAUACACUAGGGAAAAGCAUACACUCUGCUGUGCACACACACACAUUCAGACACAGUAUACAAAUACUUAUUCAGACAGUAUAGAUACAAUGACGCGAUACUACACACUCAGUAUACAUGCACUGACACAAAUAUACACUGGAUACAUGCUUCUACACAUAUAUAAUGUUACAUGCAAGGACAUUUGGGUUCUAUUAAAUUUGCCUUUUUGAUACCUUGGAGUGCCUGAACCUUUUUCUCUCUUCCAUCUUGGAUAUGGCUGACAGUAUGACAGUAUGACAGUAAGACAGUAAGGUCACCAGUGACAUAAGCAGAGCUGCCAGUAGUUCACUUAUAUUAGAAAAACUAUUUUAGAAAGGAGUUUAGAGUAUUCCGAACUUAAGUCAAGGUAGUGCUUUUUCUUUUUUUACAAAUCAAAGUGUAUGGGAUUUUACAUUUUAUCAGACCUAAAAAAUUGUAAUAAGAAAAGAUAAGAUCAAAUUGAAAUAAAUAAUUAAAAAUAAAACAAAAUGACAAAGAAAAAUCAAUGUGGCAUAUAUAUAUAUAUAUAUAUAUAUAUAUAUAUUGUAUCAUUAAACAUAUCACAGGGUGCGAGAAAAUGGCAUUCAAUGUUACAAUGUGUCUGGAAUUAGUAGAUUGUUGAAUCAUAUAGUAACACCAUUGUGCAUAUCAGGUUAUAUUGUUUUGUUAGAUAUAAUACUUGUAAUAGAAUGAAUCUGCUUCAUGAUGGAUUAUUAUUUUGUUAACCUACAUAAGGUGAUCACUGCAAAGCAUGAAGAACAUUUUUGACCAUUUGGGCAAUUCUCACGAAUUUUGGCAACAUUCCUGUGACAAUUAUACGACAUAAAAAUAUAGAAAAUGGAGUUAAUAUGUCUUAUCAAGUAUUGGCUAAGAGUCUGCAUGUUAGUCUAGGGAACCAGAUCCCAUUGAGUCAUUUAUAGAAGCUAUGAACAAGUUGGGAAGAUCAAAACACCUUUAUUUCCCAGACUACCACAUUGGUGAGCUGACCCUCACCUUCUCGUGGCAGAAACAGCUUCAGUGCUUCUUUGCAGUUUUUAAUUGUAUGGAUGUAACUGAGUCAUGGGAUAUAAUGUCAUAUGUCAUUACUGUCACUUUGACUCAUUACACAGCAAGUGAAGUGAGAACUGAAUAUUUCCUGGCUGCCAGAAAAGUCAGAAAUUGCUUUGUUUCUACACUAGACACCAGGGAAAGAAUGCUAUAUAUUUGAUUCACAAAAAUACAUUUACUGAGCUUUAACGUAAAACUGUUGUGCACAAAGUUCAUGGAUAAAACAGUCACACAGGUAAGUAUUCACCUACGCUUACACUGUGCCGGCAAAUGUAUAGAUUUAAAGAUAUAGUCCAUAUAAUCACCGAAAUAUUGUUUAGUAUAUGAGCUUGUCGGGGGAACCAAAAGGAUCAGGUGUUUAAAUAAACUCUUACUCACAUAUAUAGCCACCAUACAUGCAGAAAUACCCCCACUCAUACAGACUCACAGAUACAGGCACACAAUCAUACAGACCAAAACAUACAGUCAUCCAGUCAUACAGACAGUGAUGUAUUCUGGUUUUGUGCUGCCCUAGGCAUGACAAAACCCUGGCAACCCCAACUCCAAAUUUCUCCUCCUGACAGACACAAACCCUCACUGAUGCAUGCACUGACGUACACUCACUUACAGAUACACAAUCAUUGUCACACACACUGUUUCACCAACACACACUUUAACUGAAACACAUUCAAAGACAUACACACUCACAGACAUACACACUCACUCAUUCACAGUUACAAACACACACACUCACAUUCACCGACAGACACACAUAUACACUAACUGACAGACAUGCAUUCACCAACAGACACAUAUACAGUCACUGACAGAAAGGCAUACACCCUUAUUGACAGACAAGCACUCCCUCAGUGUCAGAAACACACACACUGAGACACACAUAUACUCACUGACAGAUACACACUGCCAAACAUACAUACAUACUCAUUGAUAGACAUUUAUACACUCAGUGUCAGACACACACAUUCACUGACAGACAUGCACAUUCACUGACAGAUAUACACUCUCAGUGACAGACACGCAUACAAGCACUCUACAGACACGCUGAAAGAUGCAUACAUACACUGGCAGACACGCAUACACACUCUGACAGACACACACUCUCAGUGACAAAUACACACAUAUUGACAGACACACAUACACACUCACGGACAAACACAUAUACACUCUCACUAACAAACACACAUAAACACUCACUGACAGACAUAUAUACAGUCAGUGUCAGAAAUACAUUCACUGACAGACACACAUACAACUAGCUGACAGACACAUACUCGCAGACAUACACAUUCACUGACAGUCAUGCAUACACACACUGACAGGCAUGCUGAUACAUGCAGACAUAUGCUGACAGACAAGCUGAAAUGCGCAUACAUACACUAUCAGACACGCUAAAACAUGCAUACAUACGGUGAGAGACACGCUGAAACAUGCAUAUAUACACCAACAAACACACAUACACAUACUGACACAUGCAUACACACACUGUCAGUGAGAGUGUAUAUGUGUUUGUCAGUGUGUGUAUCUGUCAAACACAUACACUCACUAAGAGACACACACACUCUCACUAACAGAAACACUAACAGACACACCAACACUCACUAACACACUCACUCACAUACUCACUAAAACAUACUCAAUUUUUUUUUUUUUUACUCACAUUACUUUUUGUGCUGGAGUGUAUUCUUCCCUGGGCGCCAGUGGGGCUGGCUCAGCAGGCACAUGUGGGCUGGCUCGGCAGGCACAGACGGGCAGACAGGCAGGUGAACGGUGGAGAUGGGCGGCAAGGGAGCUUUGAUCCUCCUGCUCAGCUCCCUUGUGCGCCCUUCAAUGAUGCCGGGGCCGGAGUAACAUCAUAUUCUGGCUCCUGCAUCAAUGCAUGCCAGCCUGAGGGGGGUCCUGAGGUGGCCAGGCGGCCAGCUCCUGGGCACUCCACAACAAGAGGCUGGCAAGCCACCCCCUUGAAAGUGCCGCCCAAGGCAAAUGCAUUGUCAGCCUUGUGCUAAAUAUAGUGCUGCAUACAGAUCAAACAUACAGUCACACACUGAUACAGACCCACACAAACAGGCACCCACUCAUACAGACUCACACAUACAGACCAAAACAUACAGUCACCCAGUCAUACAGACUCACACAUACAGUCACACACUGACACAGAACCACACAUACAGUCACAGUAGGGAAAAAGUCAGUGUGCCACGACUUACAUGUAGAGGGCAGGCUGAGCACAAAUAAACAAAGUGUGUCAGCAACAGACUAGAGCUUGCAGGCAAGGAUGACCAAGGGAGUGCAGUCCCAAAAAUGGCCCUGGUUUCUAUUCCAGUGUGGUUAUCAAAGGUGCAUGGGGUGACUGUGCAUUCAGCUGUUAUUUUCCUACAUGAUGUCUGUAGCAUCUCAGAGAUGGAGAUGGUUACAGAAUGCAGUUGAACGGGAGCUAUUCUGGGAUACCAAUGCUUCAUAUGAAGUAAGGGUGCCUAUUCAGACAGUAGACCCCAUAUUUAAAGACCCCAUAUUUGAAGACUCCAUAUUUGUAGUACAUAAUGCUAAGCCUCUGGCAAAAUAAUAAAUAAAAAUGGGAAUUACUUUCAAACUGUAUAUUUGGUAGAAAUAUGGUUAGCACAGUGUAUAUAUAUAUAUACACAAUAUAGUUGCUUGUAAAGUGGCACAAUGUUCAUAACAAACGCAUUUUAAGAUUGAUACGGUGAGUCGUUUGCUGUGAAGCACUGACAUUUUCUCAUACACACUGUACAUGUGGGGCGUGAAGAAUUUAAGUACAGUGAUAGACUGACCCCCGAUAAGGGAGUCAUUCUGAAGCAGAUGAUGUAACUCAUUCCAUAGUCCUGACAAACAUUAAAGCAAACUUUAAAAAGACUUUAUGUAGGCCUUUCUGCAUGUUUUAAGUAAAGAAAGCGAGGUCUGUGAGAGAAUCCCAACAGGAUUUUGUCACCAAGGAAAGUAACGGACCUUCUGUAAAGAGAGAAACAAAGUAAUCAGUGACUGGAAGAGACAAGAAACACAAGCGUAACUUUGCUUGCCACAACAUGGAAAGAGUUGCAAAUGAACAUUAAGAGCAAUUUAACAACAUGCAUUUCAGCCAGUGAUACUUUUCAAUGCAUUCUGGAAAAAUGUAGAAAAAAAAAAACCUUAUGCCCAACAGCUCCUCAUUCAGCAGGUCUUUUCAUCAAAAGAGAUUUACACGAGAGAAAUAAGACAUUUUGCCUGAUUUGUUAUUCUGCUUAGCUUAUUCAUCAAAAUGUCUAAAACGCUUCAGUGCUUGAUGGAUUGGUUGCAUAAAAUAACACAAGAAUUUCUUAUUUUGUGACCCCCAGUGAGAGAAGACAGAACCAGUGUGUGCUAGAUUUCUUGUGCGUAUGUUAAAACCUGAGUCAUUCCGUUAGUCUCUGAAUUUAGAUAGGCUCCCCUGUGUGUCCAUAAUGUGCUCAUAGAGUUGUGUGACCAUUACUGAGGAGAUACAUCUUUUGUAUAGUAUUCUGUAAACGUAUAUUUCAAAUAACCAGUCUCCAUUUCAAUCUGGGUAAACUGGUUUAGUAAUGUAUAUUAAUCUUAAAUAGAUAUGCUGUAUGUAUUUUAAAGGGAGACUCCAAGAUGAGGGAUAACCCUUUUAAUGCCUUAUGUAACAUAAUCUCUGCUUAGUACAAUUUAUGGGAUAUUUAGAUCAGUAUUGGACAAUAUUUCAGUUUCUUAAAGUCAAAUGAAACUGCAUUACAAUCUGUUUUAAAGAAUCUGAGGAAUUAUCAAGAAGUGUCAAUCCCCAGAUAGAAUGCAGGUAAUUGGCUCUGUCUAUGGAUGAUCAUGCUUACAUUCAAACACACUAACACUGCUCACACAUACAAUCAUGCAAGGAUGGGCAAAUGGUAGAUCUCUAGCUGGCAAAACAUUGUGGUGGUUGCAGGACAGUUGAAGAUUUACCGUUUAGCCACCCUUGUGCUAGAGUGUAGUCCAAAUAUAUUUUUAGAAGGCCCUCUAUACAUUAGUUCCUCCCCUGGUCUGCACACCAAAACUGCUUCAUUAAGGUAAAGUUGUUUUGAAGCUUGGAGUGUGCCUUUAAGGGCUAGUAUGUUAGAUACAGAAGUCUCAGUAACUCAUUCAUGUUUUUUGACUGUGGCUGAUGCAUAGGUUCUAUGAUAAAAAAGCAUGGUUACAUUACAAGUGUGUGUCUGCUUUAGUGGCCUCUAGUAAUAUGUGUAACAUUGUAGAUGCGCACAGUAGUGUUCAGUGUGAAUGACUGUAUAAUAGAGCCUCACAGUUAUGUGCUGUAUGUAGCCAACAGCAGUAAAACUCACAUUAAUGAGAAAAGCAUGGCCACAUUUUAAUUAAAAAAAAAUCACCAUAUAUAUAGGCUUAAGUAGAAACCAAUCCUGUCCUAAAAAAUCAUCUCAUAUUUUCAUAUUUUCUCUUAUAUUUUGUUUGGUUUAAAAUCCAAUUGGCUUUGCAUCCUUAAAGGCGAUUUCUGUUCCAUUCUGUGUCACUCAGAUAUGGAACAUUGAAUGGAUAUGGCUGCUCUAGUUUGCAGGCCUCAAUUUGAAACUGUCCUCUAGGAAUUGAUACAAUUGUUAAGUAUGCAAAAUACUAGUACACUACUUAUCAAGCAAGUCUACACUGAGAGAACCCUCAGGAGACAUACAGAAUAGAUCCAGUUGAGUUAUCAUUUGACCAAACCUUGUUGAUUAUCGUUUAUAUUCCCAGCGUAUUUUGAGUGAAGAAUACCAUACAGCAAUUCAUUCCUCUUUCAGUUUUCCUACCUUUACUAUGCACUCUCAAUUAUAUUCCGAGAGAUGCUAAUCUGGAAUGGGGAAAAAAUUAUUUCCUUUCAAUUUAAACACAGAGCCAAGGACAAUAAGUUAAAUGCCAAAAAAAAAAACUCACACAGAGUAACUAAUUGUGGUUCUGUCCAGUGGGGAAACACUUAAAAUAGCUGGUGAAAGCUCUCAAUCCAUUGAGGAAACUGCUUUUCUUACUGAAUGAUGUAUUAUUGCUUGGUCCUGGGACAACACAUAAGGGGUUAUGCCUUCUUGUAAACAUGAUUGCAUUUGUACGCUGUGUUCUUGGGCAAAGGUAACUAUAACAUCUCCAGUGCCAAGAGUUAUUCACAUAUGUACUACUAGCCAUGCACACUAUCAAGCCAUAUGCAAAACAUUAUCUUUGGGAUGAGUUUGGCUGAGUAAAUAGGAGAUAUUUACCAAAGUGUUCACAACAGUGACAGUUAAAUUCCGUCAUUGUUUUGAUUGUAGUUUUUAGUUUUCUAAAACUGAUCUGAACAGGGGCAGUUUUCUUCAUAGUAAAAUCUGCCAGUUUUCACAGAAACUUAGAUUUCAGAAGUUUGCAAAAUGAAGAGUGGUGGAAAACAGAGAAGAGAAACAGAACCCUUUUUUUGUCAGGAAGACUGAUAAACCCAUCGCUUCAAGAAAAAAAGGUAUACAUUCAAACAUGAUGGUUGGAAAGCAAAAAGUAACAGAUGGAAAAAAAAACUAAUGAGUGAAGUAAAAUAAAUAUCUCCGAAAACCAUAAAAGUGUCAGAAACACUUUAAUAAAUCAUCCCCAAUGGCAUGAUGUUACGCAGUGUUAUAUUGUAUUUCUUAGCCCCUCAUCUUUGUUAUGCCCAUGACUGGGUGCAAGAUGAUAUGCUGUUACCUAUUACUAUUUUGUUCCUAAGGUAUUGAAGAAUGCUUAAGAUUGCUUAAACACAAUUGAAUGUACUUUAAACCUUCAAAUAUAUAUAUCUGUGAUGGAGUUCCAAACAAGCAACUCAUUAUCUGCUAUUACAUAUUGUAUUGCGCAAGUAGCAUAGGACCUUUAAGGUCAGAUAACUGGAAGAGAGAAAGGGUUCCAUUUUCAUUUCAACGUAACAGGUUAUGGAGAAGCAUAAUUUGUUAGAGGAUGAACAGAGAGCAGGUAGAAUAAUCCAUGUGAGCUCAGGACGGGUUCAAUAAAACAUAUAGGAGAAGUCUUUUACGGAGUUUCACUUCACUUUUUGUUGAAUCAAUACCAUAUCUUGAUUGCCGCUAUUAUUUUAGCCAAGGUGAUAUGGAAGUAUAUUUAAGAAUACAAGUCUAAUCCAAACCUGCCACAAUAAGGAGUUAUAAUUAACUAUUUUUAAAUUGUUUAAAUGUAGGCACAAUCUUACACGUCAAAUAAUCAGGAAGAAGCAUUGUAAGAAGCUAAUGCCUUUCAAGAUACGAUAUGGUCUGGGUUUUUAUGGUUUUUAUGAGUUUGUUGGGUAAAUGUUUCUAGUAUCAAAUGAACAUUGGAGUGGACUCUAAGAGGUUCUUUAGAUUGUAAGCUCAUUUGGGCAGGGCUCUCCUCACCUACUGUUCCUGUAUGUCAUACGCAUUUACGUGCAAGGUACGUUAAAUUAGGCAUUCAGAGAAAGCUUUGUUUAAUAAAUAAUAAUUUUGCUAAAAGAGGUACAAAGUACACAUUUUUGCUCUAAUGAUAAUUAGGUGUAUACAGAGACUUUCUUCAGAAAGAUAAUAAGCUAAGCCCAACUCACACAUAAAUGCCGAGACAGACCUAAACACGGGGCAGAAAGGGCAUUUUGUCACUGCAUUAAGGUGUGCUUAGGUACACUCUUCCCAUGGGACCAGGGAUCUUCCAAAGAUGAUGAAGCUCAUGCACAGUGAGAUGCUAUAUGUAUCUAUUGCACAUGAUAUAAAAUGAUGUCUGUGUCCAAUCUUCAAGGUCGAUGGCUGAUGGACAGUGACAAGAUGUGCUGGGAGACGCUCCACCCAUUGCAACAUUUUACUAUAAAACAUCUGGCUAUUAACAUAAAGUAAUUAAAUGAUAUACACUGCUCAAAAAAUAAAGGGAACACAAAAAAAAAUCACAUCCUAGAUCUGAAUGAAUUAAAUAUUCUUCUGAAAUACUUUGUUUUUUACAUAGUUGAAUGUGCUGACAACAAAAUCACACAAAAAUAAAAAAAUAGAAAUCAAAUUUUUCAACCCAUGGAGGUCUGGAUUUGGAGUCACACUCAAAAUUAAAGUGGAAAAACACACUACAGGCUGAUCCAACUUUGAUGUAAUGUCCUUAAACAAGUCAAAAUGAGGCUCAGUAGUGUGUGUGGUCUCCAUGUGCCUGUAUGACCACCCUCUAAUGCCUGUGCAUGCUCCUGAUGAGGUGGCGGAUGGUCUCCUGAGGGAUGUCCUCCCAGACGUGGACUAAAGCAUCUGCCAACUCCUGGACAGUGUGUGGUGCAACGUGACGGUGGAUGGAGCGAGACAUGAUGUCCCAGAUGUGCGCAAUUGGAUUCAGGUCUGGGUAAUGGGCAGGCCAGUCCAUAGCAUCAAUACCUUUGUCUUGCAGGAACUGCUGACACACUCCAGCCACAUGAGAUCUAGCAUUGUCUUGCAUUAGGAGGAACCCAGGGCCAACCGCACAAGCAUAUGGUCUCACAAGGGGUCUGAGGAUCUCAUCUCGGUACCUAAUGGCAGUCAGGCAACCUCUGGUGAGUAUAUGGAGGGCUGUGCAGCCCCCCAAAGAAAUGCCACCCCUCACCAUUACUGACCCACUGCCAAACCGGUCAUGCUGGAGGAUGUUGCAGGCAGCAGAACGUUCUCCACGGCGUCUCCAGGCUCUGUCACGUCUGUCACAUGUGCUCAGUGCGAACCUGCUUUCAUUUGUGAAGAGCACAGGGCGCCAGUUGCGAAUUUGCCAAUCUCAGUGUUCUCUGGCAAAUGCCAAACGUCUUGCACGGUGUUGGGCUGUAAGCACAACCCCCACCUGUGGACGUCGGGCCCUCAUAUCACCCUCAUGGAGUCUGUUUCUGACCGUUUGAGCAGACACAUGGUCAUUUUUCAGAGCUCUGGCAGUGCUCCUCCUGUUCCUCCUUGCACAAAGGUGGAGGUAGCGGUCUUGCUGCUGGGUUGUUGCCCUUUAUUUUUUUGAGCAGUGUAUUAUGAUCACAAUGAAAACCCAAUCAAACAUUUGAUUGAAGACCAAAGCAAUCUUUUUAUUCCAUUCAUCUCCAUUAACAAAAUGUUUAUAAACAGUCACCCAUCCUUGUGCUCAAUUUACACAAACUUAACCCCUUAAAGACAAAGAUUUUUUUGAGCUUGAGCGUGUUUGUGACCAAGGCCUUUUUGGUGUUUCUGCCUUGCAUUCAUUCUACCACAAUGUCCCCCAUCUGUUUCAGUGCACCCAUACAUGUUAUAUAUCAUUUCUAAAGGGGAGCUUUCAUCCUAUAUGAAUACAUAGCGCAAUAUUUAAUAGGAAUAAAAUAUUUUACAAAAAUGGGGAAUAAAAAAAAAAUCAGUUUUAUAUUAAAUAAUUUCUACACACCACGUUUCCUCCUAGGAUUUCCUGAUACUUUAAUGAAUCCAUCUUGCCUUCCACACGCUGCAGGUUUCCAGUUCCAGAGGAUGCAAAGCAGUCCCAGAGCAUGUAGUGGAGAUGCAAUGCUGAGACUGAAUAUCUCCGCUGUAAUCCUCUAGAGCUGGAAUUGAAGCCUUGGUUAGUAGAUAUAACCCAUUCCCACAGUAACUGCACGACGCACAGUUCUGGGAGUCUGUAGAUUUUAUUCUGACCACACAUGUCUUUUAUGCACAAACCCCUACAUAGGGUCUCCUCUACAAAAAUACAGGGCUUCUACUCCCAAGAUCCACCGAGAGAUAAUUGCGUGAAAAAACCUAUAACUUAAUUAUCUCUCAGGUACAGAAAAAUCUACACUAUUUUAAAACACCCCAAAAAUACAUUUUAAUACUUCAGAACCCCACGGAAGUCACAUCACUGAAUAGCUUGGAUCUGAUCGCACACUUUGACGAAAUAUCACUCAGAUAUCUUCAGUGGUUUGGGAACGCCAUUCAGAUUAAGUUUUGAACGGUCGGCCACAAGUCGAUGCCCCAAAACACUUCCAGAGAAAACCAGGCAAUGACCGGUCAUCUUUUGGAGGUUCUCGCACGAACACUGACAAAAGCUCCCCCUGGCAGUUAGUGUUCGAAUGUUUCCCUUGUUCAGUAGUUUAUGUCUCCCGAACGCUGUUCGUAUAACUGUUCGGGAAGUUGGAUGGGCAGCGGUACCAGUUUACCGGGUGUUCGCGUGGUCGUGUAGCCGAAAAAAGUUCCACGCCGUCGACAUCCAUGUACCGUUGCCCGCGUUUGGGAGACAAAAUGGUUGCCAUUUGUUUGCCCACAGCAUCAUUAAACCACCACCAUGCUUAACUGUAGGUCACACAGGGAAAGCACUCAAGUACUCCUUAAUUGCGGUUAACAGCCAGGGGUGGUCGGUGUUCUAAUUCAAUAACAGGGGGGGACCACACACGCUCGGUUCCUGAACAGUGGCAUACAUGUUUGUUCAUACAAACUUAAUAUGGGUUCAGGGAAUCCCAGGGACUGAUGCCAUGUCCGCCACACAGCAUCAUUAAACCACCACCAUGCUUAACUGUAGGCAGAGUCUUCUUUUUAGCAUAUGGUUCAUUCUUUUUUCUCCAGACAUACCGCUGAUCCAUUGGGCCAAAAAGUUCCAGUUUUGUUUAAUCGCUCCACAAAACAGAAUCCCAAAAUUUAUGUGGCUUAUUUAUUUGAUUUUGAGCAUAUUGGAGCCAAUGUUUCUUGUGCUUUUGGGUCAGUAGUGGUGUAUAUCUUGGAGUUCUGGCAUGGAAACCUUCUGACUUUAGUGCAUGCCUUACUGUGCUCACUGAAACCUCAGUGCCUGUUCUCUCCCUAAGUCUUGCUGCAGGUCUUUUGCAGUAACUCGAACCUGCCUUCUCAGAAAUCUGGUUGCAGCCAGUGAUAGCUUCCUUUUACUGUCCCGUCCAGGUAGUGUAACGGCUGUUCCUGGAACUUGCAAACUAUGCUUCCGAUGGUGUCUGAAUAGGAAUUUUCAGUGCCUUCGCUAUCUUUUUUUAAACCUGUUCCUUGUUUGUGAAAGACGAUGAUCUCUUCUCUUAAAUUUGUGGACAAUUCUUCUGACUUAGCCAUAUUUCUAACAUGCAGUCAAACAUGACACUCAGCAAAACCCUAGCCAGUUCAGGUAUUUCAAGUGAUCCAGCUCAAGCACACCUGGUGCAACUAUUGAAGCCCUUGUUUAGUUGAAUCAGGUGUGCUUGAGACAAUACCUGUUUUGCAUAUUUGUGCUGUUGUUUUUUAUUCAGGGUGUUUAAUAAUUUGCGAGACUGGAUAAGUUAUUAUAAGUUGCAUAGUAAACUGAACAAGAUUUAAAGGGAUAUGAGCAUGCUCACUUUGAGUACUGCUCAUAGAUAAUCUGUCAGUCUAGUACCAUCAAGGGUGUUACUGCAAGAUGGUCUAUUCUGUUACUGGCUCCUGGCUACAUGACAGCAUAGACUGUCAUCUGGUUGUUAAGUGGUUAAGAAGCAAAUUACCUUUCCUCACAUUUGUAUUGUUUUAAAUGAAAUAAUUUAGAAAGACUGUUUUAAUAGAAAUGCCAAAUACAAAUGCCACAUAUAAAUGUCAGCAAGCAUAAUAUUACGCAUAUACACAAACAACUGAACAGACAGAAAUGCUUAGUCUUCUACCCACAUUUCUUGAUAAAAGAGCAAAUAAACAGCAGAUAAUUUGUUUCUGAAACAUAUAACAUUACAAAUUGCUAAUUUAACGCAAAAGUAAAGCGCUAGUAGUCAAAUGUUAAAGGGGACUUUUCUGAACACUUAUGGAAGUUGCAUUAACUUGUGUUUAGCAAUUUUGUUAAAUGUCGGUAACAAAGUUGCUCUUGCGGUAUUGUGAACACCACACACAAGUUUGAAACUUGCUUUGCGAGUAAAACUUAGUCGAGAUGGGCAUAUGAAUAAAAGAGGCUUUCCGUGUGUAAAAUUGUACAAAUGUUAUUAGAAAGGUAAAAAUAUCUACCCACAUCACCUUAGCAGCUAAAACGUGCAUAGCCGCCUUGUGGAAAACAACGACAGUACCUGACAUAAAAACAGUACUCGCCAAAAUAAGCCUCACCCAACAGUACGAGCAGAUGGCACAUACAAUAGGUGGCACAUUAGAACACUACAACAGGACAUGGUCCAAGUGGUGAUGCCUGGGUGAAGGACGAAUUACGCCCCACCUAGCUGACAAACUACGCCCCACCUAGCCUCCAAGCACGAGAGCAUCUCACCCCCUUUCCCCCCCCCCCGUACUACACCCUUAUCCCAGUUCACCCCCCCCCAUACACAAAAUAAGGGCUUACGUUGCCCUACCGAGCCUUAAAAUAUGAGAUGAUGAGCAGGUGAAUUAGUUCCCAGCCUACAAGACACGACACUACACAAAUAAACAAACAACACGCAAAGGUGAUACGAACCCGGUUGCUAACCAUCGGGCCCACCCCAAAGAAGAGUGGAGGAUACAGGUGGGAGGCUGACCACCGGAGGCCAGGGAGAAGCCACUUAGAGGCAUGAUAACACACACCAGAAAGCAUGCCCAGUCUACCGGGUACUAAAAUCAAGGCACUACUCACCACCUGUAACAAAAGCAUGAUUGUUGCUUGAAACAACACUCUGUACCAUUACUACGAGGAUGUAUUGUAAAAUGCCAUUGUACAAUGUUAUCACUAUAUACUCUCUGUUAUGCAAUAUGUAUGAAACGUAAAAUGUAGUUUAAAGUGUCAAUCCGAAACCUUUUCAUCUCAAUAAAAAUGAAACAUUUAAAAAAAAAAAAGAAAGGUAAAAAUAUGCUUACAUUAAAUCAGAGUAUUCCCAAAUACUACUGUCACAGUCUCUGAUUGUAGGUGUUUCGCGUCUCGCAUCCUCUGCAGAUCUCCUUCAGUGUUCCAUCUUGACUUUUAGACAGACUGCCUGCAAGGUAAUCAUGGCAAUCAGAUGCAUUUCCUCUUACUCCUGAUACUUUCUCAUUGGCUGACAAGUGCUGUCUGUUCAAUAUAAUUUUUUAUUGAUAACGAUUAAGCUACAAGGUAGUGAAUUGAAGCCGAUACAAAAGCAAAAUAAAUGUUACAAAGAAUGUGUUUCAUAAUGUAUAAUACCAUAGAUUGUAAAAGGAGGCAAUUAAGGAAACAGGGAAAAAAAUGUAAGCCAAUAUAUCAAUUUAUAAAAACAGAAGUCAGAUACAUUAAAAAAAAACAAAAAACUAACAUUGUUAAAUAUGUAAGUGGCAUAUGCAACAUUGUUUAAUUAAAAAAAGUCUUACAUUGAUAUGGGUUAUAUAAUCAAAUGGUAAAUAUCAUAAAACAGUGAAAUUAAAAAGAAUACAUUUGAGCCAAUAUAUGGUAAAAAUUAAAAAUGUAGUAUUAAAAACAUUGUAAGGGGAUAUUAUUGUCUUUCCAUUCAAACUCUUUCAAAAUUCUCAAAAUGCUUGGGGUAUCUUUCAAAUAUAAUUUAGCUUUUAUCACAUAUGGUUGUAGAAAUAUGUCUAUGUACUGAGAUAGGUUGGCCAUUAAGGAAUGGAUUCCUGAGAAUAUUGGCCUUCCUAGGGCAUUACAUUAUGCAUAUCUUUAUAUAUUUUUGGUAGAUAAUAAAAUAUUGGAAUUUGCAGGAAAUUCAUUAAAGAUAAAUUGUAUUACUUUUUGCUUAAUAUUCCAUUUAAUAGCCCUCUCUCUAACACACGUUCUAGUGUUUCCAUAUUUUCUUUUGUUGAAUAGAAGAUAGAAGUUUUUAGAUAGAAGUGUAUGUUUCUCUGCCACCUAGUAAUCUGAUUGAUUCCUUUGUGUAUUGUUCUUUAGACAAAAUUACUAUUUCCCCAUAUUUGUUGGCUUGUUUUAUAACCAAGUUUUAAUUUCCUGCUAAUUCCUUUAGAGCUGUCCUUUCAAUGUUUGUGAGAUUGUCGUUUCUGUAAUAUUUUUCUACAUCACAUUUACUCGGACACACGCAGCUGUUUGUUGGAACCUGAAUCCAAAUUGAGCAGUGGUACAUGAAUGCUUUGUUUUUGGUUUUUUUAUUGUGGAUCAGCCACAGUAUUUGGGACCGUUAUAGCCCAGAGGUUUAUUGCUACUCCAAGGAUAUUGUGAAGUGUUAUGUGUUUGGAGCACUUACGUGUGAAACACGGUUAUUAGUGUCCCUGAAUAGCUUUCGCAAGGAGUACUUUCUGCAAGGAGCGUUCCUGGAAGGAGCCCUCUCUAAAAGGAACACUUUAUCGUCAUUACUCCAGAUAUUAUUCCUGCGGCCAUCUGGUUCUCUCUGUCACACAGGUACUAUAGUAUAUUCGGAUUGUGGACAUUUACUUGGGACUAUUGUCCUGCUCAUUGUCCACUGAUAUUGUUGAGUGCGUGUGCUAUAUUAUCAUCUUUGUUUCACUGUGGUGUUUAUAUUCGUGCUACUUGAAUUUUAUAAGUGUGGCUGUACAACAGUAUCAACUCUGUUCUUAAAGAGUCCUCCAUCUUCCUACAUUUAUGGUGUGCGUUUAUUUUAUUGUGCAAUUUUAAAUAUAUAUAUAUAUAUAUAUAUAUAUAUAAAGGGCUGUAGUAUGUUUUUUUAGGAGACAGGGGCUUUAGUGUGUGUGUGUUGGUGGAUAGCUGCUGUAGUGUGUGUUAGGAGAAAUAGAGACUAUAGUGUGUGUGUUUGUGUGAAAAUUGUGGGAUAGUGUGUGAAUCUUUCUAACAAUGUUUGUAACUUGAAAUUCAGGCCCUGAACAAGGCAUUUUGUGAACUGGGGUUUUGUUUUGUUUUUCAUUUUUUUUUCAACUAUUCUUUUUUUUCAGCCCUCAAAAAAUGGCAUAUGAAAUUCCAUAAUUUCCGACGCAACUAAUGAAAAAAAACCCAGAUUCAAUAAACAAAUAAAUAAAAAAACAAAACAUUUUUAAAAUGUGUCACAAUAAAAAUAAUGAAUCUUUACCCUGUAAAGGCUCAGAGGAGAAAGCCCAUAUAAGGGCUUUUGCACACUGUGUGGGGAAAUGUUCUACAUUAUGCAAUGUCAAUCAGCCAUUAGUGACUGAUUGGUUGCCUAGCAAGCCUACUAGUCAGAGCGCUCUAACUGGCAAGUCUCGACAAGCUUGCCACACUGGUCGAUGUAUUUCAAAGAAUACAUUAAAAAUGUGAAUCAACCUGUGUGUUCAGGAAUCUGCGGGCCCACAUCAGGGCUUCAGUCCUAAAGGGCCUCCAUCAGUAAUACUAUACUAUACUAUACUAUAGUCUCAUACCUUCUCUUAUAAUAAAAAAUAAUAAUAAUAUAUAUAUAUAUAUAUAUAUAUAUAUAUAUAUAUCCAAGCCCAUAGCAAUAAAAGAUGAACAUCAUGAGCUAUGGAACAUAUGUGGGAUUGUUGCACCAGCAGGCAUCCUGAUUAAUGCAGACAUGGAUGGCAAAAGAGUAAUGUACAGCAGCUUCAUCACAAAUUCAUUAUUUCUAGGACAUGAAGCAAUGACAGAGUAUUCUAAACACCAGUAAAUCAUCGGGUUUCCCGUGCUUCUAAUUAUAUUCCUGUUAUGAUUAAUGGAAACUUCUGGAUAGUUAAUUGAACACAAUUUUCUUACUGGCUCUGGGAAUUGUAAAAUUACAGUUCCAUAGAAGCAAUGGAUUGCAUUUUGUGUGCUUCAAGUUUAAUAGAACUAAAUUUAUUUUGCAGCUGUACUGUUGUGGUUUGUUUUCCUUUGAUGUGUUUUGUGUUAAUGCAUAUUAAAGGCUCUAUGUACUGGUCUCCUUAAGGUGAUAUUGUCACCUGAAAAUGUAUUUUCAUAAAUUAGUUUAACCCAUUAGUGACUAAACCUUUUCCAAGAUCUAAUGUGUUCAUGACUGAAGCUUUUUGGGUGUUUUGUUUCCUGUGUUUGGAUCCUCUAUUUACCCAGUUUUGCACUAAGUGGUACCCAUACAUAUGCAAUAUCAUGAUUUUAAAAGACAGAUAGGGAUUUCUUAUUAUACACUAAUGGUUUGCCUAGAACAAUAUUAAAUAUUAAUAAAAUAUUAGCAAAUUGAAUAAAAUAUAUACUUUAUUUCAUUGUUUUGCUUAUAAGAAUUUCUAUUUUUAUAGGACAAGUAUUGCAAGGAGUGUAUUAUGAUUUUAAAGCUAAAUCUUUAUAACAUUUGGUCUGAGAUUAUAAUGUAAAUAGCAACUACAGAAUGACUCAACAAAAGUAUAUAGUUGUAGAAAGUAGACCCCUAGGGUAAUUAAGAGCAUUUUGUUUGAAACUUUUCAUUUAACUAUUUUAUCACCAACCAUUUCUGAUUAUUUUUAACAUAUUUCACUUUCAUGGGGAAUUUCACAAACCUUGUGUGUCCCACUGGCAUAAAAACUCCAGAUUUGCAUUCUACUAAACCACAUAUAAAUAUUUGUACGUAUAACUCCUCAAAACUCUGGCAAACAUGCCCAUUUCAGUUUUUACAUUUUCAUUCAUUGAUUUAUUUUAUCCAUGUCCCAUUUGGAAAAUCAAAUCUACUGUAAUUUAACCCCAUUAUGGCAUACCUUGGCACGAUAUAACCUAACUAACCUUGACCAUAUCUAAUCCUAGCCCUAUGGAACCCUCACCAUAGAAAACACUAACACUAGCAAUGCCCAGGUUAGUAAAUUGAGCCUCGGCCCCAAAGCUAAGUGGUCGUCCUGAGAGCCAAUCUGUCACGGGUGGCGGUAUGGAAACCGGGACCCCUGAGUGCCUGAUGAGAAGUUGGGAGUCUUCAGCAUGGAAGUGGAUUAUCAGGGUCUGGUGCAGGGCAACCACAUGCCCCCUGGUGUUGAGCACCAGCGUUUGUGCAGCCACAAACCAGAACCCUGAUGCAGCUUAUGCAGAUCCCAGUAACUAGGAGCUUGAUAUGCAGACCUCCCAGGAACUGGAUAGGGAGGCUCUGCAGCAGACAUGUAUCCAGUACAGAAACAAGGCAAGACUAGAACAGGCACCAAACAUGAAAACAAGACAGAACUAAUAGAACUCAGAACCAGAGAAGGAUAGGAAUUAUAUGAAAAGGAAUUAGAAAUGAUAUGGAAUUAUAUGAUCAUACAUUGCAUAAGCCUGCCACAACGCCAAUGUACCCCAUAUUCGGCAGGCCCUACACUGCCUAAUGCAAGCUAAACCAACCAAAGAAAACAAACAUAGCACUUACCUGCAAGAAAGGGCAGAAGUCAUGAAACACUGCUGCAGGUCCAGACUGAAACAAAAGGAAAAUAGAAAACAAACGGGUGUGGCAACAUAAAACAAACAUAUAAAUGAAUCCAGGAGACUGGGAAUACCAGGGACGGAAUAAUGGAAUGAACACAGAAAAACCCAGCAUAAAGAAAACCAGACAUGGAAUAGAAAACCAAAAAAACAAGAAAAACUAAACAAGAAUUGUAAAAAGAGUACUGGAUACCAGAAACCAAAGCCAGACAUCUCCGCAGAACAGAACAGGAUGUGACACAAUCACAGAAAUUACAACUUUUUGUAAGCUGAUGUUCCUGCAUAUGGAUUUUAAUCGAACAGAAAAAAAAGCUAAAUAUUAGACUUUUCCUAAUUUUUCAUGUAGAGCUUACCAUGGUAUCUGCUGAUGUGUAAACAGUUAAUUUCAUGGAUGUAAUGUUUAGGGAGCUUGGCAGAAACACUGAGAAUACAAGGGAAUUCUUACACAUGGUUAAUUUUUUAUAGGUGUUGCAUUUUCCUUUACUACUUUCCAGAAACCAAUACACCUGCCUCGGUAUAAUGGAACCAUUACAGACAAUUCCAUUGGAUUUUCUGUCGUAUUGCGUCCACUACAAGUAUAUUCCACUCUAGACCUUUACGUUACACUAGGGUCAGCUCCUCCUGUGUCCUGGGUUUCAAGUUAUGGUGGUUCCAGAUCCUUUGUCUUCCCUGCUUCCAGGCAUAAUAAUAUGGCUUGCUUGCAUGAGUUGGACAACCUACAUUUUUACACGUUGGAAUGCAUCACAUACAGUUACAGAAACAUGUUACUCUAUCCAGCAAACACUGUACUAUUUUCCUUAGUUAGAUUGUUGAAAUAAAUGUGCCACAAAGAUAUGUAUUAGUGCUUUUUUCAAACAGGGGGAAAUAUUUAAGGUAUUAAAGGCCUCAUAAUUUAACAGACUUGGUUAAGCCUUGCUCUUUACAUUUGGAUAUAGAAGCUGUCAGUUAAGAAUGGGGAUUGGUGUGUGUUUGCUCUUUUUAUAUAAACCAAGUCCAUUACCAUAAGUGGAGAUGUCAGGGAUCUUCAUCACUAAAUUUUGUUAGCAGGAAAGGUGACAAAAGUACAUUUUAGAACAUGCAGCUCUGAUGUAUUUAAAUUCUAGCCAACUGUGUCUAGCUUUUGUCUCUCAAAGCCAUAGGCAAACAUUGUGGGAAUCCUCUAUAUAAGGUGAAAUACUAUUGGUCAUGUGUAUUUUACUGCUAUACUAAUAUGUAAUUUAAAAAUCCAAAAAAUGCAUGAUAUAUACAGAUUAAUUUGUUAUCUUUACAAUCACUCUCUCAUAUGUCUACACAAUUCUCUGUAACCGUCACAGUCUACAACUUUUCAUUUUAUUUUUUUUUAGGGGAAAAAAUGUAUAUAAAACCAACCCCUGAUAAACCACUUGUUAUAAACAUAUCUAUGCCCUAUCUAAGAAAGCAUGCAAUUUUUUUAGCUUCUCCCAUGAUUCUGGAUCUGCGUCCACAAUCUCUUCAACUGAUAGAAUGGAAAUAGAAUGGAAGAAACUAAAACAUAUGUUGGUUUUCCUGUAAUCUCUACCAUGUGCUGGAGAGUAUGAAAUAUAAUUUUGGAAUGGGCACAGCCUUGGUGGUUUUCUGUCAAAUUACUUUCUACGUGGGAUGUUCUUGAAGACCAAGAUAAACGUUUGAGUAUUGAAGUGAACUUGGGUCUAGUCACAUGCUUGUCAACAUAGAUUGAAAAAAUGUCUUUCUGGAGGGGUUCAGCUAUAUUAUUUUUUAUACCUAAUGGAACAAAGAAUAGACAGAAUGCCACCAAAAUUAGAGUCAAUUGCUGGAUCAUUAUUAUUCAUGAGUAAAGAUCUUCAGGUUCCAGAUUCCAAUGUUAUUCUUGCACACUCUACAGGAGUUAUCUACCCUUUUUGGGCAUCUGCUGCUAAGGCUUCCGCUGAACAGAUUUACUGAGCAGCUUUAAGGAUUUGCUGUGCCAAGUGUUAGCCAGAAUAUUGAAGCUGUAGUUCAGCAAAGCUUUGGAGCUACUUGUAAUUCAUUCAUGAUUCUGUAAUCUCAUCUUUUGCUCCAUUUCAUUGUAUUCUGCAUGUUGUCCAACCUGUAAUUCUAUUGUUUUGUUGGUCAAAUAGUAUGCAACAUACUUCUUCAUCAUUUCAAUGCAUGUGAAAGAUCUAAGAUGAUAUAUUACCUUGAUAUGAUGUUUGAUGCAUUUUGUUAGAUGAUACUAACUGUAAAGCACUAUAAACAGAAUAUCUGUAUUUAAGCCAUAUCUACCCUUAUUAUAGGUUUCUUUUUCUACCUGAACUAGCAUUUACAGAUUACAGAUAGAAGAGAAAUGAUGAGGGAAUAUAUCUGUUGUGUCCUUUGAUUUGUGUGCUACUGAUGUGAAAAAAAUAUAAUUGCAGCUCUUCAGGGACCAGCUCACACAAUCAUGGAGCACACUCUUAGUCUUCGUGUUUUGAAUUAUCCUCAGAGAAUAGGACUGAAAUGCUGAAAGAAGGUUUAAUGUGUCCCAUCUAUUGCAUUAUUUUUUUGAAGACCCUAGAAUUGUAUUGCUCCCACAGCUUCUACAAUGUUCUUGAUUUCGUUUUAACAGCUGAAAACUGUUGAUAAAUAUAAUGGACAAUAUAUUUUUUACAUUUCAUCUGGAUUUAAUAACAGCUAAUAUUCUUGCAGCCAAACCUGAUAAAUGGAUUGGCUGCUUACUUAAAAAUCCCCCAAUAAAUGAACUUUGGAAGAAAAUUUUUGGCCUUUUCUAAUGACUACCCAAGUUAAUCAUUAAAAAAAUCCAUUAAAAGCCUAGGGGGGUCAAUAUUAUAGUGGUCACACACCAUGCCACUGGUGGGUGCAUGUCACCAGACAGUGCCUGUCUUCUUAAAUAAAAACUAUUGUCCCCCCAAUUAACCCACCAGUGAUCUUUGAAUGGAGGGGUUUAAAUUGAAUGAUGACAAUGAUCUUUCCACCCCUUGUGCACACACUUGUGGCAAGCACAUAGGAGCUAUUACAUUAACCCCUUAAGGACACCUUUUAUUCCAGAAGUUUGGUCCUUACGGGGAGACAUCUUAGUGCCCUCUCGACACCACGGUGGGGGCAUUUAAUUAAAUUAAAAAAAACUUGUGUCCACCUCAGCUCCAAUCAUGGUCAGCAGGUGGGGGCUAUAAUUAUAAGAAAUAGGUGGGGCCACACACCAGCGUCAUGAUGAGUGGGGGCAUGUUGGAGGUAUAAAACCUCCCUUGUACUAAUGUGAAGGUCACAUUGACCACCAUGGGCCUUUUAUUUUUAACUAUUUGACUACUGGCUGCUAGUGCAUUUAUUAGUAGUUUAUUAACUACUUUUAGCUGUCAAAUCCGCUAUGCAUCUGUUAAAUGGGAUUGAAUCUCCGAAGCCUAUAUUUUGAAUGUAAAAUAUAGCUAUCUAAUUCCAUAAUCAAAAACAUGAAUUGUUGGCUUCCAGUAAACUUUUAAGAUGCCAGCAUGCAAGGUACACAAUGGGCACCCGUUGAAUAUUUUUUGUUCAACAAAUGAGAAAUUCAUGUGGGGCUUUGGUGCCACAAGAGGAACACAAACCUCAUGUCAUUUUCUCCAUUAAUAAUGCUUAAACCCAGAAGAUGUGCCUAUUGCAGAGUCGACUUCAUGGGAAUUUGACAAGGGUCAUUUAAAUGUGCUCUCCCACUUCAAAUCAUUACAAGAGAAUUAAGGAAAAGCUAUAUUCAAUUUAUGGAGUGAAAGCCUGUUUUGAAAAUCUGCAACGUGCUGAAAGAAAAAAAAAAAUCAGAGAUUGAUCCUUAUGGCCAUCCUUAACAGGUAUUUGCACAGAGGACACACCUAGAGAUGGCACCACAACACUGCAGAAAUCAUGCCAUCAGCUGACCGACUGUCAUUGCUGGGCUGCCAAUGCAUCACACAAAUGUCUUGAAGAACUGUUGUGAAAAACUGUCUCCUCGAGCAGCGUGAUGGUGACUGGGAAAUAUCUCUAUUGCUCUCGGUGCUUGUAGCCUUUGAAAGAAUCCUACACAAUGCAAGGAAGCAUAGAUGCCAAGAGAGGUGACCCUUUUAAUAUUCACCUCUCAGGCUCACUCCAUUAGACCUCCAGUAAGGAGUACCCUUCAUCUUUAGGAAAAAGGGAUGGGAGCGCAGAAGUGGUCUGGAAUCCUCCCAAGGUUAGUAGUCAAACCUUCUGUUAAUGAUUUCACAACUUACCUUGACACUGCUAGAGUCAGAAGCUCCUGCAAGGAAUUUCCUUUUGCUCUACUUAGCUAAGCCCUGCCAUCCAGACUAGAGCAACUUAUUAUCACAUUGCUUUUUGCCUUUUUUAUAUUGCCUGUGCACCUGGUCCUUUCUGUGUGUUUAUCUUCUUUAAUCACACAAGUAAGCUAAAUGUACCUUUGUAUAGAGAUUUAAAAGAUUAAGGCCUCAAUCUAAUAUUUUGGAUAAGCUAUUUAUUUAUUUUUUAAUAUAAAAAAAUAUAUCAUAUGUAAAAAUAUACCAAGAUAUUAAAACAUAUCAAAAUAUUAAAUCAUUUUAAAUGUAUCCAGAAAUAUGAAAUCAUAUGAAAAGCUUAUCUAAAAAUAUUAAAUCAAGGCCCAAGUAUAAAAUAUAGGUUUUUUGCUUUUGGUUUUUCCAGUGGAGAUUUGUUUUUUCCUUGUGCACGGUUUAUAAGAUUGCAGGUUUGGGGGAGGUUGUUUAUUAGUCAACAGGACAAUAAGCUUAUAUGAUAAUAACUUGUCUUUCUACACGCCCUACACUACACUGAUGAAUUUGGCCCCUCCAGAUUGUGUGUCACUGGGAGAUAAUUUCCUUGUAUGGCAUGAGCCUUCUCCUUCUGCUCUUGAUGAAGAAAAGAAUGAGAAAGAGAGUUUCAUAUAAUCCCUUCUGUACAAUAGAAGGGGUUACAGACUGGGUCCAUUGUAAUGCAAAACAGAUGCAUUUUGCAUUAAUUUUUGUUGGAAUAUAUAUGGAUAGUCACCUUAUAUCUGGUUUCUGAAUAUACAUUGAAAUAAUGUGCUUUGUGAUAUGUGUUCGCCAUGCCACGGACAUCCACCUGGUAUUAAAUCCCAUUUUUUAAUGUCUCUGUCUGCGACACAUGAUACAUAUACGAUGUUCACAAGAACAGAUAAUUAUGCAAAACUUAAACGUCUUUUAACGUCAUGCUGAUCUGGUUUACAAAAUACCUCUGUAACACAAGCAGUUUAAAAAUAAUUUGCUCUGUAAUAGCCAUAAAUUAAUAAUGAAAACACCUAAGAACAAUUAAACUUGACAUGUAGAUUAUUGAAGCUGUCGUAUUGUUCAGUUAUACAUAUAUAUAUAUAUAUAUAAAGAGAGAGCAAGUUGGAAUAGCUAUGAGCUAUAGUCCUUAAUCAGGACAACUAUUUGACAAGAACUCUGACAAAGGUAACUAAAUUCUGGCCCUUAAAAUAACGCAUAUAAAAUAUUAAGGUUCCAUCCACUGAUUACUUUAACUUGUAGGUAGGUAUGAUAUUCCUAUACAGAUGUCUUCCAGUUUUAGACUCCUAUUUCACAAUGUUUAAUCAUUCCCAUCCUGCAUUAUUAUUAAUUGUAUAUUAAAAUAUGUUAUGUUAUCCAUAUAGACACUAGACUUUUUCCAUUUUAUGUUUUACUUUUUUUCCCCCCUUUCCCUCGUGGUUUACACUAAAUUAUCUCUCAGGCACAAGGGAGGGAUUGACCUAUUUUGUAUGGUAGUGUCCUGGACCUGAGAGCCAAUGUAAGUGUGUGUAUGUUUUUACUGUAGUCUACUCUCUGGUCCAGGGGAGAGUGCCCCUUGCAUGGGGACCUGAAUAUAAGGCCAGUUGUGGCUGCCAAUAAAUGAGUUCCUGCUUACCCUCAACAUAAAGUCUCAUCUCAUGUGUGGGGGAAACAGCUGUAUCUACUCUGGGGGUGGCUAUAUCACUUUCCUGGGAUUAUAAUCACUUGAUCUUUUAAGAGCAUAUUGUUACACUCUCUUGGAGGAGACGUCUAACUACUGGAAGCUGCAUCCUGGUCUUGGACCCAGGGAGGGUGGAGGACAGCAAGCUGUAACACUGGAAGUGGGGACUACAGUGCUGAUGGUAUCUGGUGCGGUGCUUGUGGUAGAAGAGAGUCUUAAAAGAUUUUUUGUAUGUUUUAAGCCUAUUGAUAUAGAAGAUAUUGGGUCCCAAAUGUCACAUAAAAAAACCUGACAUUGGAGGUCCAGUUGUGGGAGAAGCUGUUAUAAAGUAACCAGAAACACUGCUAACAUUUUACUGUUAUGUCUAAUCUCACAUACCUGCCUAAGCUUUUUGAUAUUACUUCCAAUGACUCAUACCUUUAAGAGUUUCAGAUUAAUUUUGAUAAGUCAGAGGUCUUGACUUUGCGACUAGUUCGAUUCGUAAUUAUGAUAUCUGAACAAAGUUUUAAUUGACAUAACUUCCAUAUUAAUUAUUGAUUACUAUACUUGCACUGUUCACAAAUAUUCAAAGUUUAUAGCUAUGAUUUGAUUAUAUGGAAUAAUAAUAUAAUAUUUUCCGAUUGGCUUAUUGCACCUAGAGGGAAGACGACUAGGGUCUAUAGCAGGGGUAACAAAAACAGAGAAUAUAAGAACUUUGAAAACGGACAAAAGCUUAGAGGAAUUUAGUAGCUUGUAAUUUGGUAAAUCCUCGCUAAGGUCUCAAACUUUUACUGUUUUUAUUUUAGUUUUAGUUUAAUUUAGAUGUUGUGGACUACAGCUCCCUGUAGAUGCUUUGCUUGCAUUAUGGCUGUAAGAGUAUUUUGGGAGAUGUACUCAAAGGUUGUUUAAAAGAAUAAAAACUACCACAACAAGAGGACAUAGUCUUAAAUUAGAGGGGCAAAGGUUUAAAAAUAAUAUCAGGAAGUAUUACUUUACUGAGAGGGUAGUGGAUGUAUGGAAUAGCCUUCCAGCUGAAGUGGUAGAGGUUAACACAGUGAAAGGAGUUUAAGCAUGCAUGGGAUAGGCAUAAGGCUAUCCUAGACUAUAAGAUAAGGCCAGGGACUAAUGAAAGUAUUUAGAAAUUUGGGCAGACUAGAUGGGCCGAAUGGUUCUUAUCUGCCGUCACAUUCUAUGUUUCUACCUUUGAUUUAUAAAAAUAUCUUGCAUUUUUCUCUUCAUUUAACAAUUGCAUUCUCAAAGAAUUUACAAAAAUAUGGGUAGAAAUGGUAAUCUUGUUACAUUUUACAAACAGGUAUCUAACUAUCAACAUUAAUCUAUUAAGGGUCUUGGCUCUGCUAUAAUUUUGAUAUAACAAUACAUCACCACUUUCCUACAAAAUUAAAGGAACACUACAAGUUCCAUAAUCAGUACAGUCCACUGUAGUGCUUAGGGUGCCAUGAGUGCCCUAUUGCCCCCCAAAUGUCUGUAUUCAAAUAAUUUUCUAAUGGUUUUAUAACUUAACUGUGGCCCACCAGGUGUCAGCCCUUAGCUUUAAUGAGAGCCAGAAGCUUGAUCUUGCAUUGAUUUUGCUAAUCCUGGCAGUAAAGGGUUUAGCCAGCUGGCUGAGAGCAAUCAUCUGAUGAUCCCUGCCAAUGAGCUGGCCCUUCACUUCAUGGCUUAGCUCAGUAGAGCUAAUAGCAGCUCGUAGGAGAAGCUUCCAACUCUCAAUGAAGUAAGUGACAAUAGCCCAAAAUAAUGUUUCCUUUAGGCAAUUUAAAGAUAACCGGUAACGUUAUUUGUUAUUCUUCAACUUUUCUUCCUAUAGCUCUUAAACGUUUGUCUUUUACAAUACAAAGAGUUAUCAUAUCUCACCUUUCCAGAUAUUACUGGAUUAAACUGUCCUUUCUCUAACCCCACAGAUACAUAUGUGUUGCAUACAGGCGAUAAUAUUAAAAAAUCCUGUUUAGUGACAGUUACCCUUUAAUAGGCCUGCCAUAACCACCAUUUUGAUUUCCCUUUCACCUAUUCUCCUAUCAUACAUUUCCCAGGUUUUUUUUGUUUUCUUUUACUUUUUAAAUAAGUAUUACAUUACAAAUACCAACAAUUUUUUAAUUACAAGAGUCAUAUCUAGGCAGCUUUGUAAUUAGAAUUAGAAUUUGCUGUGUUUUUUCUUUUUUUAAAUCUCAGCAGAUUUGGUUUUCAUUAUAUAAAGUAUUUGUAUCCUAGACUGCUGUUUAAUGUGUUCUUAAGGAGACACUCAUAGCACCAUAAAUAUUAUUUAUUAUAAAGAUGUCAUUGCAUGGAUUCUGUCCAGUUUCUGUCAAGCUCUCCUCAAGAACAAUCGCAACCCUGCUCCCCUCAAAAUUGAGCAUUAUUGAUAAGCCAUGAACUGGUGACUAAGUGUUAGGGUUUGGAGAUGGGGUUUUCAUGUGAAGAAUCUAGCACACCCAUGGGAGACACCAUUAACUAGAGGAACUAAUAGAAAACAGGGUCAUCCCAUAGCCCAUAGCAGAGUGGCAGUAUAGGGGCUUAGCUUUAUUAGAAUGGGAUGAGGCAAAGGUGCAGUCUUUCUUUGGACUUCUGUUGGUCCAGACGGCACAAGAUCAAAGUAGGGGUAACAAACCAAGUUUUAAUAUAUGAAAUAUAAUUUAAUAUGAAUAAGAUAUAAUUUUAAAAAGUGUGAGAAAUUAAGAAAUGUUUUUAUUUUCCAAGUUCUACAUGGCAUUUUAUCUGAUGAAUGUCCGCUUUUACUGCACUAAAACACACGGAUGUGUAUCCUGUAAUGUCCCACAUGGCAAUACCUGGAAAUUUGACAAAGUGUUUUUCUGGGCCAAUGUCACUUUUGAGACUGUGUGGGUAAUAAUAUUUCCACCAUUAUGGCAUACCAUUUUCAAAAGUAGACAAACCAGAGUAUUUCAAGUGGUGUAUUUUGAGUUGUUUGUUCUAGCUAUUUUAUCACAAAUGCUGGCCACAUUUAGUGGUUAUAUUUUCUUUUGUGUUUUUCACAUAAAUUCCAUUUUCUCAGUAAAUUUCAUAGGUUUGCCAUAUUAGUGCAAUAAAGCCUCAAUAUUGUUAUGUAACAAUUUAUGUAACAUUGCCUGACAAAUAUAACAGUGCCCCCAUGUAUAUUUUUUUUUAGGUUUUGUUGGUAAGUCACAGGGCGAAAUAUAUAAGAUGCCCUUUUCAACUUGUAGAAAUUGAAUAAGUGAUGUCGCCGUUGAGAGAAAAUGGCACCUUAAGAAAAAAAAAUUAUCCCCAUGAUUACAUACCAUUUUAAUAAGCAUGCUAAAUGUAGAAUGUUGAGUCGUUUGGUGUAGCCACUUUAUAAUGGUUUGGAUUAAUGUAAACAGGGACAAGCCAAGGUCAGGGGUAUCCAGAAGUCAGAGUAGUCAUUACAAGUACCGGUACAGGCAGCAAACAAAGAUAAAUCAAGACAAGUCAGGAAUCCAGAAUAAUCAAACAAACGAACGAAGUCCCAUGCAGAGCUAUUCAAUAGUCCAGCUCUGCAUGGUAGAUGCUGAAAGUAUGUUAUGCAGAGGGCAGGUAGAGUUAAUUAGGAAGGGCUGUAAUAACUAGAGUCCUUUAAAACUCUUUUAUUGUAGCUAAUGCAACACUUUCUCUGUGGUGACUUUUUAUAGGUUGGGGGAUUUGGAAAUGAAAGAUCUUGCCCCAAAGUCUCUGUACAUAUUCUGAUUCAAAAAAGGGAGGAUUGGGGGACUGGGUAAAAAAUAUCAGAAAAAAAUGUUAAUUUAGAAAUUGUUAUGGCUUCUCUAUGGCUGUUUUUUUUUUAUACGGCACAUAGGAAUUAAAAAAUGCAACCUGGGGGUGGGGCCGGACGGCCAUGCCAACAGGCUGCAAAUCACUUGGGCUCCCGAGGAAAAACCAAAAACUAGGGUAUAUACCCACCCUACCCGACUUGUAACAACCCGGGGGUCCAUGGCAUGAAGCUGGAGCGCCUGACGAUGGGUGGCUCUAGGUCCUGGUGAGAAACUCUGGGGCUCGGGGAUGAAGGCCUACCCGGGAGGGGAGUGGGGCGGACGGCCGCUGCCUCACUCUCCGUCCCGACUACAGCAAUCUAUUAUCUGACUGGCGCCUUCCUGGUCCCGUUCCCACCCCCCACCCACCCCCGUGGGCCCGGGGGGUCAUCCCGGUCCCCACCAGGCAGGCUACCGCCUUGCACAUGUUACCUGGGCGGCCCGAAGCCGUAGGAGAAAGACUCCCACGCGGUCUCACCAAAAUGGCCGACGGCCACACUGCAACACUGCCAGCCAAGACAGGCCGAUAUGGUAAUGCGGCACUACACAGCCCGAGCUACCACCAUGGGAGGUCCACGGGGCACAUGCUCGAUGACAGGCGGAAACCACUACAGCCUACAUCUACUUCACCUGCCCAUGUCAAAGCGGCAACCUCCGACAAGACACGCUGGGAUACCUCCGACCGAGCACGCCUCACCAUUGAUUGGUGCUGGAAGGCCAAAUGGGGACAGCAUCCUCAUCCACCGACCACACAGGUCUACAACCCAGGUCUGAAAACCAAGGUCUGCGAAGCUAAACUCACACAGCAACCGGUAAGCUAUGACAGGAGCUCAGGUAACCUGCAGGGACUCUCCCCACGCCUAGGCACAGACUGUAUUCCCAUGGCCUCUUACUUUGCGCACGGUUGGAGCUGGCGGUUACCCCAGCCAUUCACACUAAGGAGCACUCCAUAUAACAUAUCACGUAUAGCCACACCAGAUAACAUUGUAACUGCAAUUAUUGAUUAAUAUGCAUACCCUCUGUUUAGUAUCUUUCAGACAGACAAUUUUUUGUUUAAGCUUUAUACCUGGUGCUCAGCCUGGUUGCACACUGCUUUAAUGAUUACUUUAAUGGCUUUAAAAUAUAUGUAUUGUACUACCAGCAAACUACUAGACCUGCUUAGCCAAGAAAGGACCAAACACUGCUUAAUUACUAAUCGUAUUGUCUAAACAUGAUUAACUUCUACAUAACUAGAAAAAAAUGUGCAUAAACUCUUGAAUACUUCAUUGUUAAAACUGUUGAAAAUCAGCGUGGGGAAUGCCGUUAGGGUACCACACGCAUGCUGUUAUAUAUCUCUUUGCACUGCAAAAAAAAAAUGCAACCUGGCUUCCAUAGGUGCCAAUUUUUGUACCAGUAACUAGUUUUUCAGUUUACCAGAUAAGGAUGUAUACAUUGAUCAGCCAAAUGUACUCCCCCCAUAUACUUGCUGAAGUCUACAAUGUACUUUAGGUUUUAAAACUGCUCAGGUGUUCCUUUGAUAAGCACUGGCACUGCACUUUCGUAGUGCUUUGUAGACAGUAUGUACACAUCUUUCUUAUCUGUGUACCAAAGGGCUAUCCUCAUCCUGGCGUAGACCUGAUGUCGAGCCUCUAGUGCAGGGGUAGGACACCUAUGGCACGUGUACCAUGCACGGCACUCGAGGUGUCUUUGCACGGCACUCAAGGCUGCUAGAGCCAACUACAGAUAUCUGCUAAUAAGAAAAGGUGGUGAAGGACAAUCCUCAAUUUAUGCAUUGCAGCACAUCUCAGAUCACUUCCUCCCAGUACCUGUGAAUGGGAAUCCACACUGUAGUAGAGCAGCCCGCAGUUGCUAUUGCAGCUCCUGUCCUUGAGCUGUACCUGGACAAACCUGGUCCCCUUGGAACCUAGGGAAGCCACCCACACUGUUAGAUAUACACAGAAUAACCCUCUCCUCAUACAAAUAAUAUGAACAGCCCACAUACAAACAUACACACAAUCCGCACAAACGCAAAACCACUAACAAUCCACAUAGAUGCACACAACUCCACAUGCAGCCUCUCACAUGCAAUACUCCAAACAGCCCAACACAUACACACACACUACCAAAUACACAAUGUGCCAUAUCCAUCUACACACACAAUGAAACUACUCAUGAACAUUUACAACAUAAUAGCUCAUAUACGCACAACUACAACAAUACAAAGCAACUGCAGUAUAAAUAACCCAGGCAGAAUACGUCAGCAUGCACACCUCAAUUUAAAAAAAUAGGACCGGCAUGCUACAGGACAUCACAAUCUUAUUUCGGCACUGUGCUGCUAAAAGGUUGCUUACCCCUGCUCUAGUGUUUCUGCCACAUGUCAGGGUUUGGGGGAAACCUCUGCUUGUUUUAGGCACUGUGCCACAUGCUAGAGUUUCGAAACAAAAUGCAUUUUUAAAUAUAUACAUACUGGUAUAAUAAUUAUCAACCCAUAGAUUAUAACUUUUAUUGAACGAGAGAAGGAGCAGAUUCCACACAUCUUGCCAUUUGUACCCACAGAAUAAGGGCACCCUGGGUCUAGGUCUCUAUCCUUUCCUUAAUUUAUACAAAAAUGUCCAUGUGUAGCCAGUAGUGGAUUUGCAUAAUUUGUAGAAUUUAAUGCCAUUUUGUGACCGCUUUGAUGGGACAUGUUGUUUAAAAAGCAAUUUACCUUUGAAUUUCAUUAGAGAUUUGUCAAUACAAAUGUUUUGGUCUGGUAUAUAAUUUUGGGAAAAUACCUCAGGAAUUGGAUAAAGGGCAAAAUGUUGAAGAGCCUGUCAAACAAUGAGUAAAUCUAAGAGGGACAAUGGAGGAAUUGCAGCAUUUUCUCAUCCCUCUUCAUAACUACUGGGAAAAGAGGUGCAGCCAGGAUGUGAUGCUUAUGCCAGUAGGACGUAAGACUUGGCACUUUAACACUCCCCAUUACAGCAUAAAAUAGUUUACUGGUUCACAAAUACCAUAUUCGUAAAGGGGUGGGGAAGACAAUAAUUAACAUGAAAUAGCUCUCCUGUCUGCAGAACCCAUACUAUGCAAAUGUAACUGACUAUGUAAAUAAGCAACCCUUGCUAUUCAGGUUUUUCAUUUAGGUGUUGCUACCAACAGAUGGCUCUAUACAGGCUCCAUAGCCAAAUCAACCUAGUUGGUAGAAAGCAUCAGCAGGACAGGAGAGCACACAAAACAUUCAACAAUAAACAGUCAUAGACACCCUGCACCAAUACAGGACACAGGGUGACUUAAACAUAUGAAGCCCACGGAGCAACGCAGGGGGGGAGUGGGCCUUGACAGGGCCAGAAAGUUGGCAGGUGAAUUGUAGGUCAAGGGGUGUGGUUUAAGUUAAUACGUGGUGAGGAGUGCUAGCCUGUUAAAUAGCAGCCAUCUUAAGUUUAAGCCAUUUUAAUUUGAGCUGCCCUUGCCUGUGAGUUCUUGCAGGUCAGCGUGGCUCUUUCUCUCUUCUCUUUUGCAGGUCAUGGCUUCCCUUGAAGAAAUUAUGGCGGGCGUCCGGUCAGUGGUACAGGAGAAAGGUCUGGCGUGGUUGCAGGAGCAGCUGGGGGUUCCGAGCACGUCUGCUCCCCCCCCUUGUGGCAGCGGUGAGGAGGCCGGUGAGGAGAGCGAGGCCGCCCCAGCGGCUCAGCCCGGGUGCGGCGCUGGCGGCGCGGAGGAGGAGGAGCCCAUCUGGAGCGAGGGGAGAAGUGGCUGGCGGGUCUGGAAGCUGGAGAGGAUCAGAGGGGCGACCGGCGCCGCCUGUCCGACGGUCAGGUGAGACUGCGGGCCGGGAAGAGGCCUCCUGCAUUGAGUAACCCCUGUCGCCGGGCGGGGGGCAGGAUGGCCCAGACGGAGACAGGGCCACACAGGCGGGAACCAGCACAGAAGACCGGAGGGAGAGCAGUGCACCCUUCACAGCGUCCCGGUGAGUCGCCCCCUGGGGGCAACACUGAGGGGCAGGUGGGAGGCAAAAGUACAGGCAGCACCAGACUAGCGGACCCUCAAGGUGGGGCUGGGGACCAGGUAAGCAGCGUGCAGGACAAGGCAGCCCUUACAGGGGCUAGGAAAGGGAGGAGGAUGCAGGAGAGGAUGGGAGUCAUAGGAGUGGGAGUCUGCCCGGGCCCGGUGGAAGGACAGGCGCGCAGAGGGUCGACCAGGAGCGGAGUGGUGGACGGGGCACAGGAGAGUUGGUGAGCGAGAAGGCUGCGGCGCAGGCAAGACAGAGCCAGGGGAGAGGCCAUGCGGACGGGGGUUCCCAGGUGGGAAACACACGGGAGGCCUUAAGGGGUUGUUCCCAGGAGCAGCGGAAUAGGAGGAGUCACAGUAGGAGGGACGGCGGAGAUACACCGGGCAGCGAGAGGGAUGGACAUGGCAGCUUGGGAGGAUCCUCAGAGAGAUGCAGGAACAGGGAUAGGAGCACUCCACGGAGCCGGGACGUUGGGAGGAGGUCCGCCUCCAGGUACAGGAGGAGGAGGUAUCGGCGCAGCGAGUCAGGGUCGGAUGGCAGGGAGGACACGAGGCGGAGUGGGACCAGGAGCGACCGAGGAAUAUGCCUUUUGCAUAUUAGCUAGUGUGAUCGGGGAAAAGCUUUUUUGCUAUUUGGACGGUAUAGGGGAUGCCUACAGGACCUACGGGGGACUUGCAUGGUGGAGAUACGACGAACAGUUUCGUCAGCGUCUGGCAGCAAAUCCGGCUAUGCGGUGGGACCAGAUGGACCUGCCAUUAUGGAUGAGGCUAAUGAUGGCGCAGAAAAGUGCCCCCUCUCUUGGGGCAGCCGGUGCGGGCCUGAGUGGGAGCGCGUCAGCAGGACCGAAGAAGGGGUUUUGCUGGCUCCUCAACGAAGGGCAGUGCAAGUGGGGAGCAUCAUGCAGAUUCAAGCACGAGUGCUCCGGUUGUGGCGGUAACCAUGGAAUCUCCAGAUGCUUCAAGAAAGAUAAAACUAACAUGGGGGGGGGAAACACUGGGACAGCGUCCGCCGCUUCUGUGGCGGGGGGCAUCCCCAGUGAAAAUAGACGCGAUGUUGCCUUGGCUAAGGCAAUACGCUAAUCAGGAAGUGGCUAGAUUCUUGUGGAAGGGGUUCACGGACGGUUUCGUGAUCCCUUUCCAGGAUAGGGGUCCGGGUAUAGUGUGUGGGAAUCUUAAGUCGGUGCUGGAGCAUCCCGGGGUGGUUAGGGAGAAGUUGUGGAAAGAGGUGCGAUUGGGAAGAAUGGCGGGCCCGUUUGCGGCUUCGCCAAUGUCAGAGUUGAGGGUGUCUCCACUGGGGGUGGUCCCCAAGAAGGAAACGGGCAAAUUCCGCCUGAUACAUCACUUAUUGUACCCGGCGGGGGCAUCGGUGAAUGAUGACAUCGACGCGGCACUGUGCUCUGUUUCCUAUACAUCAUUCGACAAUGCUGUUGAGUUGGUUCGGAGAGCGGGGCACGGGGCGCUAAUGGCAAAGGUAGAUGUGGAAGCAGCAUUUAGGCUGCUUCCCAUACACCCAGAAUGUCAUCACCUCUUAGGAUGUUACUUCGAAGGGGAGUUUUAUGUGGAACUAUGUCUGCCUAGGGGUUGCGCUAUCUCUUGCGCAUAUUUCGAGAGGUUUAGUACCUUCAUAGAGUGGGUAGUACGGAAGGAGUCGGCGGGGGGUGCGGUGGUACACUACCUUGAUGACUUCCUGUGCGUCGGCCCGCCAGGAACAGGGCGUUGCGGCCAGAUACUGAAGGUCUUUGAGUGGGUGGCACAUAAGUUCGGGGUACCGCUGGCAGCGGACAAAACGGUGGGGCCCGCCACGUGCCUCAGUUUUUUAGGCUUAGAAAUCGACUCGGUGCGUGGUGAAUGCAGGUUGCCUUUGGACAAACUGCACGCCUUACGACAAUUGGUGGACAUGGUCGUGAAAGCGAAGAAAGUAACCUUGCGGGAACUUCAGUCGUUGUCGGGUGAUUCCCAUGGGGAGAGUUUUCUGCCGGCUGCUAGCUCGCGCAACGAGCAGGUUGAAACAGCCAUCGCAUUAUAUCAGAGUGUCGGCAGAAAUGAAAGCGGAUUUAAGGGUAUGGGCACGUUUUCUGCAGGAUUUUAAUGGUAGGGUGUUUUUUAGGGAGCCAGUGGGGUCAUCUGAGGACGUGAUGUUGUUCAUGGACUCUUCGGGUAGCCGCUUUUUGGCGGCACAAUGGUGCGCGGAGGAGUGGCCGGUGGCCUGGAAAGCUAGCCCGCUGAUUAGGAACUUGGUGUUUUUAGAAUUCUUUCCGGUAGUGGUGGCGGUGGCAUUGUGUGGGUCGGAACUUCACUGAGCACGCAUCACCAUCGAUGGUAGAUAAGCAUCUCGCAGCACUGGCGUUCCUCUUCAAGUUCAACGGCUGGGUAGACGUUACAAAACAUUUCAUGGUGAGACAAGCAGUGCGGGGUUUUAGGAAAGGUAAGAAGGCUCGAGACUCGAGGAGACCAGUUUUGUUUAAGGUACUGCAAGGUUUGGUGGAGAAAUUACCAGGUAUACGUUUUUCCGUAUUCGAGGUGGCAUUGUUCACAACGGCGUUUGUGUGGGCCUUUUUUGGGGCGUUUCGAAUAGGGGAAUUGGUUAGCUCCAACAAAGCGGGCGUUGGGGGACUGAGAUUCAAAGACGUAGCGGUUAGUAUGAACAGGGUACGGAUACAGCUGGCCCGUUCAACGACGGAUGUCUUUGGGAAGGGUUGUACGGUUAAUCUGUUCGAAUUGCCAGGGUCUGGGUUGUGCCCAGUGGCUUGUGGGGCCAGGUUUUUGGAGCUACGACCGGAGGUCGAAGGAUGUUUCUUUAUUCAUUGUCAGGGGUAUUUUGGGGGACGGAGCAAAACAAAGUUAUUACUGUUGACAAUGACCCUAAAUUGUUAAUUUAAAUAUUUGAAUAAUUAAUAAAGCUGUGGACGUUAUACUCCAACAGAAUAAACGGUGUCCGUGUAUUAUUUAAGUGUAGUUUGCACAUGCCGAAUAACGUCUGUGCAUAUGUCAUGAAGCCCAACGCGGGGGGGAGUGGGCCUUGACAGGGCCAGAAAGUUGGCAGGUGAAUUGUAGGUCAAGGGGUGUGGUUUAAGUUAAUAAGUGGGAAGGAGUGCUAGCCUGUUAAAUAGCAGCCAUCUUAAGUUUAAGCCAUUUUAAUUUGAGCUGCCCUUACCUGUGAGUUGUCCCUCCCACCCUCCCUUUAUAUAUAUAAUUUGGUUGUGUUCCCGUUUGGUCACAGCGGCGGGGGAAAAGGGCUUGGUUGAACAGGAAUUUUGUGGGUUAGGAAAGUGUUAGGCCAAGGAGCACAGACACACAUACACUUACAGACACACACACUCACAGACAAACACACUCACACAUACACUUACAGACACACACACUCACAGACAAACACACUCACGCAUACACUUACAGACACACACACACAGAGAAACACAUACACACAGACAAACAUACACACACUCACGCAUACACUUACAGACACACACACAUAUACUUACAGACACACACACAUACACACUCACAAACACACUUACAGACACACAAAUUAUUAAUAUUAAGUGUCCACCCAGCCUCCCUACCUGGAGAGCUGGUAUGGAUCUGUCCCGCGGGCUGUCUACUGAUGCCAGGAGCCGGAAUAUGACAUCAUAUUCCUGCUCCUGCGGCAUCAGCAAACAUCGCGUGAGGGAGCAGAGUGAUUAGAGCUCCCUCGCCGCCUCGCAUUAGAACUCUGCCACGCUGGGGGGUCCUGAAGCUGGCCUUGCAGGAGGGAGCGCUUCCCUCCUACCGGUCACUGAAAUCUUGUGCCCCCAAGCCGCUCGCGCCCGCCCACCCUAAAAAGGAGAAAUCCUCUCAAAAAGAGGAUUUAGCCGCCGAAAUCCCUACCGCCCACCUGGAAUCCUGAAACGCUCACUAGUGGGCUGUAGGGACCAGGUUGACGAUCCAUGGUUUAUACUAAGAAAAAAACCUGCAUUUGUAUUGCCGGUAUUACUGCAAUACCUGCACAGCCAAGCAGCCUCAAAUACCGACUGUGCCAGUAAAAUACCAGUCAGGUGGCAAACUUAAGAGUAGUGUGUAAAAAAAAAAAGCUCCAUCAGCCCCUAUGUUAAUCCGGCCCUGUGUUAAUUAGUUCGGACAAUGUACGAGUUGUUUUUUUCUAAAGUUAAACCUCAGUAGUUGGCACUUUAAGGAAAAAAAAGUUGGCAUGUAUUGCAAUUUGGGCACUCGGGCUCAAAAAGGUUCACAAUCACUGACCUAGAGGGUUUACGGAGUCAUGAAUAUUUUUAUAUUUAUUGAUAGGAACAGAAAAAGAGAGUCAGAUCACAGAUUAAAAAUAUUGUAUAUUUAGUAUAAAUGUGUACAGUGAAUGAGCAUGCUAUUUAGUAAAGCUGGGGUUCCCUACCAUCUGGUUGGUAUUUUGCAUGGCAUGUAGCUGCUUGUGCCUUGCUAAGCAGAGAUCCUCUGUGCUAAUUUAAAGAUUUUAUUCCAAUUAUUUUGCCUUGAUGUUUAUUUUCAAGUCUGACUUACAAGCAUAGGCGUGCCCACGGGGUGUGCCGGGUGUGCUUAGGCACACCCUAAUCCCCGCGGCCUGCACUAUGUGCCUCCAUGAGCUGGUGAGGGAGAUCAAAGAUCUCACUGACCCACAGGCAGGAAGGGAGGCAGGAGAGGACCCAGGGAGCUCUUGCCAGCAGCUCCGCCGGGUUCCUCUCGCGAGGUCGGAGCAUUGCCGUGGCAAUGCUCAGAUCUCGCGAGAGUGAACUCUAGCCCCUAGUGGAGCUAGAGUUCACUCACCACUGGACCACCAGGGAUGGCAGGUAAGAAGGGAGAGGGGAAUAUUAACUAAACGGCCUCCCACCCCCACACAAUACACACAAACAGCACACACACACACACACACCCUUACACAUCACACACACACACAUACAUCACCCUUACACACACACAUACUAACAGCACCCUCACACUAACAGCACCCACACACACAAAGCACCCUUACACAGACACUAACAGCACCCUCACACACACACACACUAACAGCCACACAGACCACAUAAUCUCAACAAACAUAGAAUUUGAAUAGUUUUCAAUUAUUUAUUUUCCUGAUUUAUAAUAGCAUCCUAUUAGAAAUCCUUGUUUGAUUCUAUUACAAGUCCUACACUGAUUAGUCCAAUUUUCCGGGUUGAGCAGGUCCCUCAGCACCUUCUGUUCCUGUAUGUCCAAUUUGUCUUGUUACAAAUACUUGUUUGUUAAUAUAUCGCUGUGGAUUUUGUUGCCUCUUAAUAAAUGAUAAUUACUACGCCUACUUGACAGGUUCGCUGGCAUGCUAGAUGCAUGCAAGUUUAAAUGGGACAUGCUAGGAAGUAGAAUAGUAGCGUUUCUUAAAGAAACAAUGCCCAGAAGUAAGACAUACUGCACAGUAAAGCAAAGGGAUUCAUUAGCUAUUUAAACAUUGAUUUCAUAUAAUAAAAAAAAUUACAAAAACACAUUUACAGAAGCUCAUAUAAGUAUUGAAGCCAUCAUUUGUUGCAGUUUCUUUCUAGUCAAUUGCCUUGACUUUAUUCAUUGUUUAUUAUUUUGAUUGAUUUAGAACAAGGGUAGGCAACCUAUGGCACUAGUGCCAUGCACGGCACUCAAGGUGUCUUUGCACGGCAGUCAAGGCUGCUAGAGCCAAACAGGCUCUGGCCUAUGAGGAGUCCAAGUGAAACUAUAGAUAUCUGCUAAUACGAAAAAGUAGAGAAGGACAAUCCUCAAUUUAUGCAUUGCAGCACAUAGAGGAAGUGAUUUCAGAUCACUUAAUUCCAGCACUUGUGAAUGGGAAUCUACACUGGAGUAAAGCAGUCCUCGGUAGCUAUGCAACUCCUGCCCUUGAUCUGUACCUGGCCAGCCUGGUCCACACUGGAACCCAGGGAAGCCACCCACACUGCUAGAUAUACACAGAGCUGCAGAAUAACUCUCCCCUCAUACAAAUAAUACGAACAGCCCACACACAAACAUACAUACAAUCCGCACAAAUGUAACCCGCUAACAAUCCACAUACAUGCACACAACCCCACAUGCAGCCUCUGACAUGCAAUACCCCAAACAGCCCCACAAAUACACACACUUCCAAACACACAAUGUGACAUAUCCAUCCACACACAAUUCCACAAGCAGCCCCCAUACACAGCCCACAUUCAUAUGUGUCAUACAGAUAUCAUAAACUACUAAUGAACAUAUACAAUAUAAUAGCUCAUAUACGCAUAAAUAUAAAGAAACAAAGCAAUUACAGUAUAAAUAACACAAGCAGAAAACGGCAGCAUACAGACCUCAAUUUAAAAAAAAUAGGACGGGCACGCUAUAGGACAUCACAAUCCUAUAUCAGCACAGUGCUGCUAAAAGGUUGCCUACCCCUGAUUUAGAAUAUAAAAAAAGCCAAUCAGCUUACUGCUGUGACUUCAGUUGCCUCUUACUUUCUGUCCCUCAUUUUAUCUGGACUUUUUACUGUUCCAUAGCUUUUAAAUAUCCAAUUUCUUUUUCAUGUACUGUUUAUGUUUAAGCUUUAUUGCACAUUGAAAUCAUUUACGUUACUCAAUAAAAGGUGCAGUGGUCCUCUAGUUUUUCAGCAACUGCAAUGUUUAAAGUGCAGGCUUAAAUCCAAAUCAAGAGACUGGCUUCCUGACAGCCACUAUAGGUGCUUCUGCAGUACUGACCCGAGUAAAAUGUUGUCACGUCAUGCGGAAGCCUCUAUAGGAAAGCAAUGCUUCAUUGCUUUCCUAUGGGGAUGCUUGGAUGCGCAUCAGGUCAGCAACAAGUUCACAUUAUAUUAGUGGGAGUUCAGCAGGUCUCAAAACAACAUUGCUGCUCGCCUAGCUAAAAAAAACAUGCUAACUGGUGGCUUGUUGAAGAAAGAUCUUUUAGUCUACAUUGUCAUUUGAUGAACACAGCCAGCAAAAUUGGUUAUCGUCUGUGGGUUUUACAAGUUUAAUCAAAUUACUAACUCUGAAUAGAGACGCAGAUACAUUUGUAUGAAGUUAUACACGUUUCUUUGAGAUGGACAAAGACCUUAAACAAAACUGCUCUUAUGGGCAUGGUAAUCUUUGCUUUAAUUUAAAGCUAAUUUAGCUCUUUACUCAGUUACACAUUAUAUCCUCCUAUCAGCACUUAUAGAUAGGAGAUAUAAAAAGUUUUCCAAUUUCGUGAAAUAAUAAAAUGAGGAUGAGAAGCUAUUCUAAAUUCUUUUAUGUGUAAUGCGUAAGUCUAAAAUCCAAAUCACUUAACGGUAGCACUUGAAGAUACUGGAAUUAAAUCCCAUUUCUUUUAAUGAAUAAAAGCUCGAAACAAUGUUUCAUAGAACACAUCUCUCUCAGCGGAGCGUGAAAUUCUCGAAAGAAUCUCAUUGAUAUGGCAGUACGCUUGAACAUACAGUUAAAGAUCUGGACAGGCGCAGUCAGAUUUAUCAGCAUAUGCGCUAACCUUACCCUGAACCCAUUAAGACACGGACACAGGUUAUACUGUUGGGAAAAAAAAUUGGUCCACAGCUUUAUUAAUUAUUAAUUCAUUAAGGAAUAACAAAUAGGGUAAUUUUAUUAAAGCCAACAUCCCCCAUAUAUCUAACAUACCCCUGGAAAUGACCCCACAAUAAUAACAAUAAAUAACAAUCUAGUUAACAUAGUAACACAGAAACUGGCUGUCCAAUAUGACCACAUUUCCACCAGAUUAAAUUGUAAGGGUGUACCAAGAAACCGCUACACCCACAAGUUCAAUUGUAGGGGUGUACCAAGACACCGCUACACCCCCAGGUUCGGAGCCACUGACGGGCUCGUACCUACCAACCAAGUAUAACACCUAAUCCACAUUUAACCUCCGGAUGCACACUUCCUCCUCCAUCUACCCCCUGAUUUAACCUGGCCAUUCCCCGCUACAGCUUAGGACUUGACACCUAAAGCUCCUGAGUGCCACCACACCUAAACAAGGCCUAUUGAAGGCCCUUCUGAAGGCCCAAAAUAAAUAGGUCACACCCCACAUCCAAAAGACAUACACCAUCCCUCCUGAACUACCCAGGAAGCAUGCCUUCCAAUUCCCCGUGCCUCACUGCCACUCCACCCAUACACCUAAUAAAGACAGUCAUCAUUUUAUUGAUUUGCCCCCGACACAGAGCGACAGCGAGCGGGUCCUUGGCAUGUUGCCAGUGAAACCGAGGAACCAUCUCGGACCACACCACCACCACACCUGGAGCCAGUCAUAGACGGUCCACAUCCCUCUUCAUCCAUCUGACCAAUUCCUUUUUUGGGACCAUGCCCAGAUCAUUACCUCCAGCAUGGAUUAACAGUACAUCUGGAACGGUGCCCCUUGCCACCCUCUGGCAAAUUUCACCACUAAUGCCUUGCCAACCAAAAACCAAACCACUCCAUUGUCACCAACUCCAGAGGAAAGCCCAGCGGCACUCCUUGUUUCCAAACUGCGGCUCCCUUCUGUACCCAGUAGAUGUAAGAGUGGCCCAACAACCAGGCCACCCAACCUAAAAUGAAAACAGAAUCAGUGACAAGGCAUAACACCAAACACCAACCCACUAAUCCACGUCCAUUUAAUCAAGUGUUCGGCCGUGAGUAGUACUUAAACCAUACCAACUCCUACCUAUACGUUUCACCAGUUACUCACCUAGACCCAAGCGAGACGCCUCUGUCGCUGCCCCUAUCUGAAAGGAAUGGGUCCCAAACUGCAUGGGAUCCAAACCCACCUCUGUUAAGCCCAACCGAAAAAAAUUAAAGAAUUGGAACCGCGACAGAGUGGAUACAUCCCCAUGUACCAAAAAACAACUCAGGACGUCCGGGCGAAACUCCACGUAGUGCGAUGCACAUGAAACCAGGCAGACUCCUGACCCAGGCAGGGAAAAUAGUGUCACCAAACAACCUUUACCAAAUACAUCCGUCUCACCACCCUAUCGGCCCGUAAUUCGAUGUCUGAGUGUUGAACCCCCCAACACCCGCCAGAGAGGUACUCAACAGUUCACCAAUCCGAAGAUGUGGAUAAGCGGUUAACCGCAUGAACCACCACAACGGCCCGACCUGGCAGUGCCCACACACAAAAAGUUAUCAAGAUGCACUAAAAAAAACCACUUGAUUCCUCCUUCACCACACACUCUAAAAAGGAACUCAACUUUUUGAAGUAGGAACAUGAAAUGGAGCAAGCAAAGGUCCACAAAAUAAGCCCCGUCGAACAUGCAACCGCCUGGUCAAAUGAUGCGUAGGAGACAUAACACAAGGCCGCAUCAUUGUCAUCAUUCACCGAAGAACCUUUCGGAUAUGACAAAUGAUGGAUCAGACGGAACUUACCCAGUUCUUUCUUAGGCACCACGCCCAAAGGUGAAAUCCGUAAGUCUGCCAACGGAGGUUGUGAGAACGGCCUCGCCAUCCUACCCAGCUGAACCUCUUUAGCCAAUUUCUCUCUAAGCACUUCCGAUGCUCCGCGACUGACUUCAAGUCAUCACACAAACGACCCAAAACCUUUUGCAAACUUGUCCAACAAUAACUGUGCAUCAUCCUGGUUACUGUAACGGCUUACCAAGGUUGCCCCCAGUGGAAGUGGACGGCACCACCGCAUCCCCGGCUCCACCGGCACAUGCAGACUUUCCCUGCUUGAAGCACCUGUUGAGGCCGUGGGCCCCUCCCGCAGCCCGAACAUUCGUGCUUAAACUUACAUGAGGAACCCCAGUUGCAUUGUCUUUCAUUAAAUGUCCAACAGAACCCUUUCUUUUGACUGGCCGACAAAGAGGAGGUUGAUCCCACGCCGGCCCCACCCUGAAAGGGCACAGCUUUCUGAGCCAUCAUCAGUUUUAUCCAUAGGGGUAGGUCCAUCUCGUCCCACCGCAUCCCGGAAAUAGCCAACAACCUUUGGCGGAAUUGCUCAUCAUACUUCCACCAUGCUAAACCCCCAUAAGUACAAUAAGCCUCCCAUCCAAAUAGCAGAACUGAGAACACCACUCAGGAAAUUUCUCCCCCAAAACACUAGCUAAAAUGCAGAAUGCCCAAUGCCAAAUCCCAAAAGACAUGGGAAUCUUCCGAUACCACGGUCUCUUUUCCUCCUCCUCUUCCUUGGCAUCCUUCUUAUCUUCCUGCUUCAGAUCAAGAUAUUCAUCCAAAGGAAGGAGUGAGAAGAUCGAGGAAUUCACCCCGCCAAAUCUUUUCCUUGACUUACGAUUUUAGAUGACAACCCAAAGGCCUAGCAAAUGACAUGUGCACAUUCUGCCUGGCUACCUCAGGGAUCUCACCCAUCAACUCUGAGCGCUCGAUGGCAACCAACGACGUCCCCGGCCCGAAUGAAGUCACCGUAGUCCCGCCCUGAACACUGCCCGCCACAGCUGCUGGAACCGUCGUAGCCACCCCACUGCCGCCUGUCGGUGGACCCCACACCUGACUAAAAUGCUCCUCCUGUGUAUCCUUGACAGCCCAAGUGUUGAGAAAGGACCUCAAGCUAUCCAAGAGAUUCCCAGAAUGUAGUGCAGAAGAAGACUCACCACCAGAACCCCCUGCCGUAAAAGAUUGCGGGGCUGUUGCCUUUUCAUCCAACUCGAGAGGUUCAGGAGUAGCGUCAUAGCUUCUGCAUCGAGCUGCCUGAUCCUGCCUCAGAACCGUAUGAGAAGGAGUUGCUGACCUGCAGGAAGAAGACAACCUGGGUAGUCUGCUCAUAUGAGCCCCAACCCGUCCAUCCUUCCCACAUUCCUGACCACAUUCCCUGUUCUCACAACAUCUGGCUGCCUUCUGAUAACUCCUGCUAGGCGACCUGUAAGCCCUGCACCGGCUCUUCGCCCUCUCCUCUGAUUAAGUUGAUCACCCCCUGCUGUAAUGCCUGACAGAAGGGCUCCUCUCUCUGCUGCGCCAACCUGCUGCGGACCGUCUAUCCUCGCCGCACCUGGUUCUAUCCUUGGAACGAACCUGAGCAGUAGCCUGGCCUGGGACACCUGGUGACCCGCUAUCCUUCAUCCUAGAGUGUCGCUCCCUGCACUCUCGGACAGCAUGACUCCUCCAAUCUGGCCUAUCCAUCUGCCUGGCUCCAAGUAGCCGUGUGCACUCUCUCACGCCUAACCACACGUGGGCCGUGCUGCGCCCCCGCAGACCCCGUUUGGGCCGCAUCCCCACUAUCAGGGCUCCUACCUUGCCUUGUAGGCCUGCCUGACACCUCCUUGGCCGUAGUACUGCUAUGUCCCAUCCCUGCCUGGUUGACUGAACCAGCCGCCGCCCGCGCUGACUUAGUCCCAACUGGGAUAUUGGCCUCCACCGCAGCUGACCUGGCCCCUGCCAGGGCUGUACCAGACUCCUUCCUGCUGCCUGAACCCCCUACGGCCCGUUCCACUCCGUGCCCCUGGGCACCCACGUCCUGCCCCACACUCCCCAAGGAUACAAGGCCCUGGGAGAUGCAGACGUGCAGCCUCCCGUCACCGACCCGCUCCAGCAACACCGCCUGGCAUAGACCGCCUGCCAGGGGCCUCUGCAGCCGACACCUCAGGCCCAGCUCUUUUCCCGCCAACCGACACUUUCACCACGCAGCCUGCUCCGGACCCGUCUGCCACGGGAGCAGCUCCCGUAGAUGGGCUCUGUAAAGGAUCGCCUGGCACCCCAACUGGGUACCUCCGUUGAAGGAUGCUCCUAACGCUUCCUGAGGACUCCAAGCACUUCUCCAGACUGAACCUCUCUUCCUUCAGAGAGCAAAGCAGGAACAAGCUCUUAAAAGAGCUUAGUGAUUAUAGCCAAGGGAGUAUACAGUGUAUAGCAAUCCCCAGUGUAGAUGCAGCCUUUUCCCACACACAUGAGACGAGGCUCUAUGUUGAGGGUAAAACAGAAACUCAGCAGUCUGAGGGUUUAUUGGCACUUAUAUGCAACUUUUUCCACAAGGUUACCACCCACAUGGUAUUGUGGAACAACCAAUCAAAUACAUACAAUACAGUUAAACACUUCCAUUCAUUCCAACAAAAUCCUCCCCUCUGCCUGUGAUAGAAUUACUUUACACAAUGGGCUAAUGUAAUUAUCACAGGCAGGAAAAUACACGUUUUACACAAUAUUCAUAACUUCUAAACCAUACAUGCAAUUCACAUAAAAGUCACAUAUUCUGAACCAGCAUAAGCAGUAUACAAACAUAUGUCAAAAGUUAGAUGAUAGUCCUAUUUGACCGACUGCAAGCAUGGCCUUAAUGCCCAAAACAGUUCCACAGAUUUAGGCUCCUCUAUCCUGGAGAUAAAAGUAACUGUAGUAAACACAAUUAUCUCCUGGUACAGAAAAUAUCACUAAGUUCUACUGCAACAAAACACAUAAAAAUACAUAACUAACAUUCUAUAGAACUGAACCCCCACAUUUGAUCUGAGCGUUCAAUAUAGCCGAACAGCGCUCAGAUCCCACAAACACAGUCAAAUCGCCAUGGGGUUAAAAAAUAGCAAGGGCUCGUGAGAGAUUGAGGAGGGACAAAGCAGCCAGUUUCAACUGGUCUGGCAGUGUCCCUGCUGGAGAAUAAUGGGACAGGAAACGGGGGAGGGGAAGAGGCACACCUUCCCAUAGAUUCAAAGGGGCAGAAAAAGUGUCCCAAAAUCCAAUAAACCCAAACAGAGUUUUUAAAUGGCAAUACUUCCCAGGGGCCAUAGUCACAAGGCAAGAGGCUGGCAAGCAGGCCUCUCCAAGAACAAGUGGCUAAGGGCACUUCGUCACAGGCUCCUCCUCCUCCUUUGUGCCGGCACCAAACUGGGACUCAAACAUUGGGGAGGCCAUGUCCUCCGCGCGUGCCGUCGCUCCAGAACCACUGCCGGCCCACUAGAAGGUCAUGGGGAUGCCAUCUGCUCUUGCAGCCAAGCGAUGCCGCGCUUCCUCACCACCACACAAACACCUGCAAGGAAUUCUUCAACAGGAUCCAUCUGAAAAAGAAAGAAAAAAACUACGCAAACCUGAGAGACAACUAACAUGUAAGUUUAGGUUUAGUUAAGAUGGCCACUUCACAAAAUGGCUGGUAUAAAUACUCCAUCGUAGCUCUGCCCCCCCAGUUUGCUAGCUGUCACUCAACUUCCCUUGGCUGUUAUGCCUACCUCCUGGCUCUGUCAAGGCCCACUCCCCUAGCUGCACUGAUCCAUGGGCUGCAUUUUCUCCACACUGUUUUUUUUUAUCUGCAUUUCAUGCCUCUUCACAAAAAAAAAACAAUUUUAAAAUGCUUUUCAUGCCAUUUAUGGAGCUUUUGUUUUAAUGCAAAACUAUAAAACAGUAAUUAGAGACUUCAUGGAUGAUUUUAGGAGUAACUGGGGUUUUAGUCUCUAUAUCCUUGAGGGCAUGUGUAUUUAUCCCAUGUGAAUCUCUAAAAUGUGAUGUAAAUACACCUGUUACACAGUUGCACACUGAGGCAUAUAUCACGUCUAUGUUAGGAGUGAAUACAAUUAACCUCACAGACCUUAUUUCACAGUUCCAGAAACAAAAUGGAAAAUACAUUUCGAAAGGAUUCUUAUGGAAGAAUGAAGCCUCAGGGGACCACUCAAUAAAUGAAAACUAAAAGCUGAUUUUCAUCCAAUCCAUCUAACUAAUAAUGAAACAUAGAUUUGGGAAAGCCACGAUUAUUAAAUGGCAUUCUCUAGUGCUCUCCAUCUAAGGAUAAGAUUUACAUGUUACACAGUACAUAAAUGUUCCCUGCUGUCAGGCUGUGUAUAAAUAGUACUCCUGACAGGAGCAUUCAUAUACUAAAGGGUAGGCACACCAGGAAAUAAUCACAGCUCUCCAUUUGCGAUCCCUGCUAUGCACACAAAUGCUGUAUACUGCCAGCAGUGCAUUUCAUGUACAACCCCAAAACCUGAAGAAAUGUGUUAAGCAAAGACAGAGAGCUCUUGCUAUCCUAUCUCUGUGGUUAUGUGAAUUCUUUUAAAAUGCAAAAAAGGCUAUUUACAGGAAAUGGAACUGAGCAGAAUAGACAUACUGUUCCUUUUACGGUGAUGAGGAAUGCUUUUUCUCAUCAUGAUAAAGUUUAAACAUGGGUUCCAGAUAGAUAGACAGACAGACAGAUACUAAAUUUUAGUCUACUAUGAAAAUGUGCCUUUCACUUAGAACCUCCACUCAGAUAGACUUACCUAAGUAACUGAAUCAGAUUAACUAACCUGCAUCUAAGUAACAGGGUUGUUCACUAAAAUCAGAAUUGCAGGGAAUUCAAAAUGAUUUCAAAUUGAAGGUCAAAGUCUGCAGAAUUUUUCCAUUUCAGCUAUUUUGGCCUUAAAUUUUAAAUUCACUUUGAAUUCCCAGCAAUUGCCACUUUAGUGAAUGAUUCUCUAAAUCUACCUUCUGGUCUGUGUUUGGUGCCAAAGCGGAAGUUGAGCACAAAUGUACCCACUAUGAUAAAUGAUAUAUUACACCUUCAUUUACAGCAAUUGUGGCAUGUUUAUUACAUAUUAUCCACGCAUGCUUCUGGUAGUAAUAAUAAUGGACACUAGUUGAGUGGUGAACAUAAAUUUAAUAAUAUUUACAGUGUUAUUCACUAAAGCAAACAAGUGAAUAGAAUUUUAAAUAUAAUGCCAAGGUAUGUUUGACUCUACAUUAUCAAUGGAUGUUGACAAUGUGUUCUGUCUUGUAACUCACAUAAACUAAUGAGCAAAGUCUGACUAAUGCUAAAAUUGUUCAAGCCAGUAUCAAGGAAAUAAAUAGCUUGUGGACUUUCGUAUCGGCCUAUAAAGCAGUAUGUUGAGGUCAGACAAGUCUCAGAAGAGACCUAAUCAAUUAUUUUCUGCAUUGGCCCUGAAAUUCUAUAGCAAGAAGAAAAUCCACAUUAUCUCCUUUAGAUUGCAAACACAUGGACCUGCUCAAUAAACACUUUGUAUAAAUGCUAGAUGUUAGUGUACACAUCCUAGAUUAGCCAGGUGGGAUUAUCUGUUUCGUUUGUACUGGUGAGCUAAAAGUAUAUUGUACUUUCUGUAAGGUUCUUGUUCUGCGUGACCAUUAAUCAUUGAAAUGUGCCUUUUGUAAAGAAACUGAAUAAGAAAUGUAAAAUAUAUAGUAUAAAAUCUUCUAGCAUCACUUUUACGAAAACAAAAUGACCUAAAAGCCAUCAUGUGCUUUUGUGACAACCAAAACAUUAUUAGCUUGUGAAUAUUCUAAUGUGUUAUAAAAAGUUAACUAAAUUUAAAAAACUACCAUAAAAAAGACAGCACACUGAGACAAAUGGAUGGAUGAAAGUUUACCUAUAAUGAAGAUAUUAAUUUACCUAAAAUCGCUCCCAUAUACCGGUACAUUGAAUGCACCAUAUAUAUUACAAAGAUACAUAAUGUAUCAAAUGUAAAAUAUAGAGAUUUACUCACCACUCCAUGUAAUACCUACCUCCAGGCCAUCCUCCGUUCUGCCUCCAAUUCUUCUCUGAUUUGCCCUGCUUGGGGACACAUUCCCCAAACUGCUCAGUGACGUCGACAUGCUGGCUUCAUUGCAAGCGUGCCGGCGUCGGAAUAGAGUGAUGUCACGUCAUUCCAUUCCUAAACUCCCUAGCCAGCAUUAGAAGCACCGCCUAGAGAAUUUAAAUGCGCAUGCGCUGCGGUUGCUAUUUUUGGAAGAUCUUUUCUGCUCUCGCAUGUUAGUCAAUGCCUCGGCAUUCAGUGUCUGUUGAGGCAUUGACUGAGAACUGGGGAAAAAAAAGUAUUUUUAAACAGGUUUUCCUCCCAAACUAUACAUUUGCUAGCACAAUAUAUACACAGAAUCGUAUGUUCUUUCAAAAGCGCAUGAGUUAAAACAGGACUACAAGUAUUCUUUAAGGCCAAGUGAAUGCACACCAUGGUCUUUCUUGAAAGACAUUUUAAAACACAAACAUUGCAACUUCAUACCUUAUUAUAUUGUAUCUUUGUAAACAUCAGUUGCAAACCAAAAACCCAGCAUUGAACACACAGGGUGUAUAACCAGAAAGACAUUUUAAUAGCCCAUAUGCAACAAAUGCAAUUCACUCCUCCCCUCCCCCAUUUAUCUAGGGAAAAUGAUUUAGUAUUUAUUUUUUUAAUGUUAGAUAAAGACCACGACAAGGGGUUUAGGAAAGCUUCCAACAUUAAAGGAUCACUAUAGGGUCAGGAACACAAACAUGUAUUCCUGACCCUAUAGUGUUAAAAACACCAUCUAGCCCCCCUGGUCCCCUCAUGCCUCCAUAAAUAUAGCAACAUCUUACUGUAUUCAAGCCUGAAGCUGCAACUCUGCAUGCUGUUUGUCUCAGAAAAACAAGCAGUCUGCUGACAUCAUAAGAAGUGGUAGCCUGAUCCAAUCACAGUGCUUCUCCAUAGGAUUGGCUGAGACUGACAAGGAGGCAGAUCAGGGGCAGAGCCAGCACAAUUCAAACACAGCUCUGGCCAAUCAGCAUCUCCUCAUAGAGAUGAAUUGAAUCAAUGAAUCUCUAUGAGGAAAGUUCAGUGUCUGCAUGCAGACGGUGGAGAUACUGAAUGUUUGGAUGCAUUUUAGGCAGCCAUGACCCAGCAAUGAUCGCUAACAAAUUUCUGAAAAGACAGUGUUUACAGCAAAAAAAAAAAACUGAAUGUAAUGAUUCUACUCACCAGAACAAAUUCAAUAAGCUGUAGUUGUUCUGGUGACUAUAGUGUCUCUUUAAAUUUUGCUUUAUUUGAUGAUUUGGCGGCCUGUGAAAUUUACCGCAUAGGCUGUAGUAUUUCUGAACUAAAUGUCAAUGCAAAUUCAUUGGGAGGCAUGGAUUAACCAAUUGCUAAAUGCUGUUACUGCGCAUGUUGAGGUAUUUGGCCCACAGCAGAGACUCCGAGCCUUUAUUACUGCAACAGAAGAAAGAGAUGAAGGGGUGAACUAUUCACUUCUCUAUUUCUUCCAAACACAUACAGACAAAGGACUGAACAUUCCCUGUCUGUUAAUUUUGGAGAAUUUGCCAGCCUGGGGCACAUAUUAUCAAGAAAAAAAUAGGUGUUAUUCAGGGGUAAUGUGCUAAAGGAUUACUCCCAUCAAAAACAGUGUUUUUAUAAAACACUGUUUUUAGUUGGAAUAACUCUUGCUGGCAUGUACCCCCUCUUAAAAAAAUAAAUAGAAAUAAUUAACUUCCCAUGCCGAGGUCAAGUUUAAAUUCUUCCUCAGCGUUGAUAUCACUCCAUUCACACCAUUCAUCCUAAACCCGCUGAGGGAAGGACCUGGCCAGUAUUGACAGGAAGCCAAGCUGCCAUUGGGUGUCUAUUCAAAAUACAGAAAAAGUAUUCCAACAUAUCCUUUCAAAUGAUGUCCCUUUAUUUAAGUACCAAGAGUGAAUGCAGCAACAACGUUUCAACUUGACAAAGAUCUUUAUACUGGUGGAAACAUUGCUGCUGUGUUCACUCUCAGCACUUAAAUAAAGGGACACUGUUUGAAAAGAAGUGAUGGAAUAAUUUUUCUUUACUUUGAAUACAUGUACUGGCCUGGGUGGAGCCAGAUUUUGUGCACCCUGUGUGGUAGGGGCUGUUCCCUUCACUUUGGAGCCAUUGGUCGUCUGUCACCAGUAUGCUACGUGUGCUGAUGACAGGUGGCAAUUAUAUACAAAUUUUACAUUAGUCAGAUGGGAACUCUCAUCCUGGGCUUGCUAAUGAUAUUGCCAAUGGUGAAGUUACUCCUCAAGCAGCAAAGAACAUUACUUCGUAUCACCAUUCCAAAGCACUGAAGUGAUCAUGGUGCUUGAAGUAACCCUUUAAACAAAGUAUAAUCAUAGGAAAUCAAUAGAUUAUAUCUGAGCAUUUAGCACUUUCCACCCAAAAUAGCAACUGUAUUGUCUUGAUAAAUCUCUCCCCGUGUCCUAGUUUUUAGUAAUUAACCAUGCACUUCCAAGCGAUAUCAUGUUUGAUGUGUACAAAAUAUUUUGGAGGUCAGGAUGAUUGCAUAAUUUAAGAACACAAAAUAAACAUUCUAAUUAUUAAAAAAAAAAAAAGAGAUAAGAUGAAGAUAUUUGGAACCUGAUAUGUCUCUGGGUAUCAUCUAAUGUGUUUACUAAUUCUGUCUUCUUGAUUUAAUUUUACAGGAUCCAUUUACCCUCCAGCAAAACCUCCAGAUACAAUAUUCAAAAUUACAUUUUGGCUGGGAUAUUUCAACAGCUGCAUCAAUCCAGUGAUUUAUCCUUGCUCUAGCCCAGAAUUCAGGAAAGCUUUCCAAAAUGUUCUCCAUGCUCGUUGCUCACCCAGGAGGCAAGCAGCCAGCAAAUACUCAUCAGGCUUCAUCCUGAACAGUCCUGUGAACCGUGGUUCAGAAGAGCUGAAGAAUGUGGUCAGAAUCCCUGUGGGAUCUGGAGAAAAUUUUUACAAGAUCUCAAACUCAGGUGGAGUUUGUGAAUGGAAAUAUUUUACACCAUUGCCCAGUCCCUCGACUCCCUAUGGGGCACCAAGGGACUUCUCAAACUGCUCAACAGCCAGGAUGAACAGUAAGUCCUUUCUGCGGACCUGCUGCUGUAUCGGCACUGAGCAGAAACAGAUGUGUCAUGACGUACCUACUAUCAAAAUCCAUAGGAUAUCCAUCAGUGAAAAUGGGGAGGCAAUCUAGAUUAAAGACAUUAAAGACUAAAUUGUUCUAGAGGGAUUAUUUUGUAAACUUGAACUUCUGGGAGGGAUAAAAAUAACCAUUACUUGGUAUUUUUCAGGAUUGUGCCAACAAAGUGUUCGAAUCCAGCGUAAAUCACUUACAUUCCAUUGUCUUUUACUGAGCCAAACUCAACACAUUUUAUCCUGGUUUGAAAAAAAUAUGUCAUUGUGUAUCCUUGCCCCCUCCUCCACUCUAUGGACCAGAUACAAUUUGAACCACAUGAACUUUGCUGCUAUAUAUCCACCUGAAGUCUGCAUGAAAUACUCUGAUAUGCUUAAAAACCUCAAGGUGCUAUGUAAAGGCAAAACUAGAGAAGGGAAAUUGAAACCAUAUCAGUGAUUAUGCAUAUAAUCACAAUGUGUAUAUUUAGUACUGCAGAUCUUUAUAUGCAAUGUAGUGUGACUUUGGUUGCAAGAUUAUUUCCAAGUGACUCAGCCUCUUGCGGACAUCAGUAAUGCAAAUGUAGUCUUCAAAAAUUCACUUUGCAAGCUAAUUUCAUUGAGUCUGGCAUCAAUCCAUGAAUCUGAAAAUACAAUAGCCAUGUGUCUUGAUGUGCAUGUGACAAAAUUGCAUUAAAUCAAAUACACUUGACGUCAUACCUAAAUGUAAUACAGACAUUCUUAGAUUGUUGGAGAUCAAUGAGCAAAUUUCUAUGUAGUAAAUUGAAUAUGACACGCAGAAAUGAAUUAGGGAAAGUGGAUUUGACAGGAUCAGUGUGGCAUUGCACAAAAUCUGCAUUCCGUUUUCCUUUGUGAAUUAAAUUUCUGUAGAUAUCAGAUUUCCAUAAUAAUGUCGGUAAGGACAACCAUCUUGCUUGCGCAUCAAUAUUGAUUUUGUCAUGCCAUCUCUUGAAAUAUGAUUUGUAAAAAGGGAGACCAUUAAAGGGAUGUUCUAGGCACCAGGCCAAAAUCAGUGUUAUUUGUAGUUUUAAGUUUAUUAUGUUAGAUUGUUUUUGUUAAAUGUUUCAUGUUUCUUAAAAAAUAUCUGUUCACUCUGCUCAUCCCUAUUACCCUGAAAUGCGGCACAAUUUUCCAUAGUACAAUAUGGAUGCACAUCGGUGAUUGUGAUGGUUAAAUACAUUUACAUAGCAUGCUCUGGCUGUGCCGAGCCUGCCAGGAAGUCAAAAUAAAUGAUCAAAAUCAACGAGCAUUUAAAAAAAAGUGCAAUCUUGUAAGGAUAAUUGUCAGACAAUCUGUAGCUAACUUUUAGUUAGCUAUAGGGAUACGCAAAAACUCACAUGUAAUCAUUUCACUGUAUGAAUUACAGUCAGGUAGCUGCACUCAACUUCCAUCCAAUGAUUCUCAGCAUAGGAGUGACAAUGAGUGAGUUUAAGGUAUUAUAAAUAGACCCUUUAGAUACCUGCUUAAACAGAACUCUCAUCAAGUAAUGAUAUCACAAACAAAAUAAUUAUCUUGUUUCUUGAAUGGUGUGCUAAUUCUCAAGCAACCUUAGCUGGACGACUGCUUUUAGCAAAUGUAUUUAAUAGUAGCUCACUACACACAAGCAGUCUACAUCCUCACUAUUGGGUUUUUUAAAAAAUAUACCAGAAUUUUAAAUUGGUUUAUAUGUGGUUCUUAAAUGUGUGAGUUUAUCAGAGAAGAUUUCACAUAGCACCCUCCAACGAUCUGACUAUAUGUUAUAAAAGAAAACACACACAAGACAUAGCACCAGUUUAUAUUGUCUUUCAUGCUGCCAUGACUAUGUGUAUGUAUACUUUCAUAAAUUAAACUCCCUGUUGCGUAUCGCUUACAUAGCCCAAGGCAAGUGUUAGAAAAUGCCUACCUCAGACACAGGCUCAGAUAAAAAUGAUUUCCACAGUUCUCC
Molecule: messenger RNA, 59438 nt
Organism: Pelobates cultripes (western spadefoot toad)
Lineage: Eukaryota; Metazoa; Chordata; Amphibia; Anura; Pelobatidae
Source: the annotation of a GenBank genome assembly